Molecule: messenger RNA, 53317 nt
Organism: Porites evermanni
Lineage: Eukaryota; Metazoa; Cnidaria; Anthozoa; Scleractinia; Poritidae
Source: the annotation of a GenBank genome assembly
AUGGCACUAUCACUGAAGAUAAAUAUUGUGAAGAACAGUGCUAUCAAGACAUUACAGGUACACUGCAUUUCUCUGACUUUGACUUCAACUUGUUUAUUGAAAUGCAUCAUUAUCUUUUUUGUUUGUUUCAAUCAACUAUUCAAAAACCUUAAUUAGUUUAAAGCUAUUUGCAGGUUUAAGGUUUCCAGUACUUAGUGUUUUGUCUACGCACAGCUGUAAAUACAACAUAACAUUAGUCGGUCAUAAAGACAGUGUCUGAUUAACAACUGCAUCGCUCAAUGGAGAUUGGAGUGCCUGGGAUGUCCAUGUCUUCCACUGGUGGCCACCCAGCAAUCCCAUAGACUGAGUACCAUUGCUAUGGCUGGUAAUAAACCCUUCCAUGGUUGUUCUCAAGUUUUUAUAAAGAACAGUUAGGGAAUAUCUAUCAUCACUGCUUGAAUGAGUGUAGGAAACUUACCAAGUUUGAAGAUUAUGCAUCUAACGUGAGCGGAGAUAUUGUGACACAAAGUCGUAAAAUUUUACAGAUGUUUGUAUAGUUGGGGGCGCAAACUUGCCCCAGCCCGCACCCCCGCCCCCACUGCCACCAUACACACAUCCACAUCUUUGCAGAGCUUUAUCUUCAUUAGUUUUCAACAAAUGACUUUUAACCUUGGCAACUUUAAUUUCAAAGCAUUCUUUUUAGUGAAAUUGACAGAAUUGCGCUGACUGGUCACAGUCAAAGUUGAAAAAACCAUGGAAGGCCAUCUAUCCCCACAACCUCACCCGGAGCCUCUUGGCCCCCAUGCAAGGCCGCCAGCUAGGCACCUACAUGUACUUUGUUUGUUCAGUAACUAAAAUGGUUUUUUGUUGAGGUGUAUGUUGUUCCAAAAAAGAAUUGUUUCCAGUUCUGUCAGUGCAAGGAAAUGUAGCUGUUGUCUGAAAUAAUGAAUUUGCCUUCUAUUGAUUACCAGUUUAACCCAGAGGCUACUGUUGCUGAGGCAUUAAGGAUCAUAAGAGAAAGAGUACAUGAUGCUACACCUGGAAAAAGUAAGAAAAACAAACAUACAAUUUUUUUGUUUCCUUUUUCUCACUAAGUACAGUCUUGAAAUUUGCCAAGAGAGAUAAAGUCUAGAAAAAUGGUAAAAAGUCUUGUUUUUUUGCUAAGCUACAACAUUUUAUUGCUUUAUGAAUGAUUUUUUUUUUGUUUUGUUCAAAUCUUAUUCAAUCUUGGCCUCGUAUGUUUGCAGUGUAUCAUGAAAAAAGCUUUGCUUUGCUUUGCUUAAAGGUCUAUAUUGAUCAACUAUUUGAUAAACUUGAGUCUGGAAAAAUAAAUCAAUUUUUUUGGGAAAAGGUGUGGAAACAGUCUUGAAUGUUGGAUCCAAAAAUCUGUACGAACCCUGUACAGGUUAUUGCUUCACAAGUCCAAGACCAGCAUUCAUUAAAGUGUUUUUGAGGUCAAAAUUAAUUUCUAGAAUCAUUUAUCUCUACACUACAGCUGUACAAUGUAUAAUAUGCUGUGUGUAAAAUUCAUUCGUAGUUUAAACCAGUAUUUGUCUUAGUUUGAAAAGGGUUGAAUGAAUGAAUGAAAUUUUAUUUCAAUGGGGUGCAUAUUUACAGUGAAAGACUGUAGCCUCCCUUAUGGCCCUAUAAACAUGGAUAAGCAGGGCUCGAAAUUGGGACCGAUAUGGUCGCCAAUGCAACUAACAUUUUCUCCUUGGCGACCAAUAUUUCUGGUUCAGUCACCACUUUGGUGACCAGAUUUGUCUAUGAUUUAGAUUGAAAUUAAAAGAGUAAAGUUAAAACAAAUAUUUCAUCUUAUCUUGCUUUGCUUUUGUCUUAAAAAUUUGCCAAAUCGCAUAAACAAAGCCAGUUUACCUCCAAAUUUAUACCGACUUCUGUUCACAAUAUUUUCAAACAAUCAAAUGUGAUGGAUCGUGCCAUACUAUGAGCUGUGUCGUUUUACAUUAUACAAACUGGUGACUAAGAAGUUGCAUCUGGCCACUAUAUUUCUCCAGUUGAGGAUUUUUUAAUUUUGAGCCCUGGUAAGAUAAGUGAAGAAGUACAGAUCAGUGAGAGAAAGCACAUUGCUUUUGAUCUCUAUAAACAAGUGAAAGGAAAAGGAUUACAUGUACAUAUACAGUACAUUCAAGCUCUGUGAUGAGACUGUUGCACAAUGAUUUUGCAAUAACCAAACAAAAAUGCAGUGUCCUUACCAGGAUUUUUUAUGCUGGGGUCCACAGGACCUAUAGGAAAUAUAAAAGGGGGUCAUGAGGGACAAAAGCAGGUUACAAUUUUUAGAGUCAGCUAACUCAAUGUUUUCACAGGUCUGAAUUAGAGUGAAUACCUUGUACUUUCUUAGAUAAUGAUGGGUCUUUUCUUAAGAUGCCAUAACCAAUUAAUUUUGGCUUACAAUAGAACCUCCUUUAACUCAAACUCUGAAGGAAAACAUAAAACAGUUUGAGUCGGCGGGGGUUCGAGUUAUUGUGGUCGACAGGUUGUCAGAUUUGCCAUCUUGAUAAUUAAUAGUUACUGAUUUUUCAGCACUUCAGUGUAUGGUACAUCGCUAAUUUAACUUACAAAUUUCGUCAGAAAUGGUAGCAUGAUUAUCCUUUUUUUGAUAAAACGGGAUCUGUUUGUUGCACGAUCAAACUGCCGUAGUGGUUUUACUGUUUUACAACAAGAAGAGCUAAUGAAAUGGCAUCCGAGGGGAGUUAAAGAAUUUGAGUUAUCGUGGUAAAUUCAGUGAAUUUUUUUUCAAGGAAGAGUUAGCAAGGAAUUAGAGUUUUCUUCCUGAGUUCCAGUCAACUGAGUAAAGAUGAUUGAAAGUUGGGGUGAAAUUCCAAGGAAAUUGGACUUUGUUUUGAGUUAGCAGGGAGUUUGAGUUAUCCGAGUUCCAGUUAUCAAGGUGUAUAUUAUAAGGAAAUGUACAUAUGUGUACAUAUGUUUAGGUAUGUUUUGUAAUAAGUAUUUUUCCUUCUUUGCGCCCUUGAGACCCCUUGGCUACAUGUACCGGUAUUUAUAGUGCAGCAUUUCCUGAAAAAGUGCGAUAAUGCUGCAAUGCCGUGGUCUGGUAAGAACACUGAGCAUGUACAUCAUUAAAAUAAUAAUUAUCUGACAGUAUUAAAGCAAAAUGUUCACUAAAAUAUUCUGAAAAUAUUAACCAUCAACUCAGACAUGAUUUUGCACUCGGCUAUACAGCUGUAAAAUGAUACUUGCUACUGGGCUACCUCAGAAUUGACAUCCUAGCUAACCCACAAACUUGUUUUUAAUAAGUACAUCUGAAUACUGUAGCUGCAGUUAAGAUCAUAUGUACAUGUGAUUAUUAUUUUGUAGUAUCAGAGUAUGGCUUGUUUUGGCAAGAUGAUGACCCAUCAAAAGGAAAAUGGUUAGAACCUGCAAGAGCACUCAACUUUUAUCCACUCAAGUCUGGUGUAAGUACACUGUAACAAAAUGCUAACCACCAUGUCUUUUCCUUCAGAAAAGCCACUCUUAGUUAUUGUGAACACCAGAAAUAGUUAUUUCAGCAAUUUUAUUGUCUGAAAAGAGAAAGCCAAUCAGGCCAGAGAAAUCUUACUGCAACAAGCAACAGUAAUUAGGUUAUGGUUUUGUUGCUUACUUGCAUGUCCUGAACUUUGAUGUUAUUGGUCAAAACACAAUAAAUAUAUUCCUAAAAUAUUUUAGGUGUUCAUGUUUCUCUGAUUUUGACAGUAAACCAUUGUAUAGUUUACCGCUAAACUGGUUAAGCAUUUUUAAUUAAAGGGACACAGUCAGCUGGCAUGAUGCACCUGUGCAUUAGAUACUAUUUCUUAGCUGAUUUGCACAUCAUAAGAUACCUGAUCCAUACUGUUUUCACCAAAUAUGAUAAAGUAAUAUCAUAGGAUGAGAAAAAGAAUACUCUGGAAGAAGUUUUUCUGUAAAAUAUAGAAGAUGGAAUGCAAAACUAAUUAAAAUGGAUUUCCAGAUGUAUAUGUAUCUGACAAGUACCUUUGAUUUUGGGUUGAGAUAAACACUUUUCAAAGUGGCAAAACUAGUGUCCAGGUCAGCCCCGUUCCAAAGCCGACUGAAUAUAUGAAAAUACUAUAAAUCAAAUCUCAUACUCAUAGUUGUUCUCGUCCUUGAGUCUUAAAGUCUCUAUUGUACAAGUUCAGAUAGGUAGCAAUGAUUUUCUUUGUUUUCAGGACAUGCUUGAAUACAAGACCAAAGUAAGACAUCUCAAAAUAAAAUUUAUGGAUGGGUCUGUGAAAACAUUGCAGGUAAUUAAGUUGUUUCUAUUGUAUACACUCAGCUAUUAUUAGAUCUUCAUGUUCAAUUUCUGUAGCUGUAAAUUGUGUUAAAAUAAUUUCACUAGAAACAUGUCUCAAGAGAGGCCAUAUGACUGAAUUAGGAGAUCUGUCUCUCAAUCAGUGAUUUUGUCACAAAUAGUUAUGGUGAGUUCUGCAUGGGACUCAUCUUGAGAAAAAUCAUAGGUUCAAGCCUAGAUCCAUUGAGUCCCAGAUCAAAAAACAAUGACUCCUAUAUUGAAAAUGCUUAGGCCUUUAUGUAACGAGACAGUUAAUCUGAAGAGAGACUCCAAAACUCUGUAAUUUACAGUUUACUGGAAUAAAAAUAUAGUCCUUCUAUUGUGAAGCAACAAAGACUAAAAUAAAUAUGUGUUGUUAAACAACAGCCACAAGAACAGCCACAGAAAUGCACGCAAAUAGGAUAUUCUAUGAAACAUGUUCAGAUCGAUCGAUCAAUUUUUGCAUCCCAUGGGAUGCGUCUUUGGAGAUUUUUAUGUGUCAGGUACACAGAGGUUACAAAAUCACUUCUCAAUGCACAAUUUUUGGAUAAAAUGACAUAAGGUGAAAGUGUCUUUCAAGAGCCUGAUCUGGGUCAGAUAGUGGCAGUGUGCAAAGAAAGUUGGUUUCACACUUGCCAUUUGAGCAAGCUAUAGCUAGCAUGGACUAGCCCAAAAGUCAUUUUAACUAAGCCUGAAAAAAUUUGUUGAUGAGCAGGAUUCCAACUGAUUACAGUUCUUCUUUAAUUUGAAUUCCCCAAAGAACCUCUGAUCACUUGCCUGUUGGGCAAGUCAAGAACAGAAUUCACUAGUCUGCUAGCAAAAUCCACUAACCUCAGGCUAUCAGACCCGCCUUUCUUUGCAUGCUGAGUGGUCCUUGCUCAGCAAGUUAAUUUUGAAGACAUACUGCCCUAUUUUGUACAUGUAUAUAAAACUUAAACAUUGUAGUCAGUGAAAAUGCAGUGGUGAGUUAAUAAUAAAUUUUGUUUUUUUUUUAAUGUAGAUUGAUGACAGUCACAAUGUUGGUCAGAUUUUAGACUCUGUUUGUAUGAAAAUGGGUAUGUCUAGUGUUUGUGCUGCCAAGGAGGCAAAUUACUAUAGUUAAACUCCACUGUUAAACCCUUUAACCGGCAGCCGCAAUAAGACAUGUAUGUAUGUAUGUAUGCAUUCCUGCGAGGAUUACCAAACAGCCUUUAUUUGAGUUUUCCGUAAUCAGGGAUCCAUAUUAUGCAGCUGAGUGGUCAUCCUUGACAACUUAAAAUUUGUACUGAUGAGUGAGACUCCACCUAGCUUGGAGCACUGCAAAGUCUCCUUGUUCCUUUUAGGCAAUAGCUACUCAGCUGUAUAGGAUAAAACACAGACUAAAAUAUACCACAGAGGUAUUAACAUCAAGAAUAACAAGUGUGCAAUGUCUGACUUUUGUGAUGUCCUUACAGUGUGUGGUUGUUGUUCUCUUAGGUAUCACAAAUGUUGAAGAAUUCUCAUUGCUAGUUGAAGGACAAAAAGAAGAGAAAGAAGAAGUAGAAAAAACAGGAACACUCAAGCGGGUUUGUAUACAUGAACAAGUCAUAAGAUAUUUCUGAACUAGCACAGCUGUUGUAACUAACAAUUUACUUCGUAGAGUUUGAACAAAACGCAUUAAUACUGGAACAGGUGGACCGCGAAUUCAGACAUAUGCACAACAUCUUAUUGUAGCACCAGGCCAGGCAUUACCGACUUACUGUACAUGUAGGUCACAUGGUCUUGUUUGUCAAAUCAAAAAGGUGAACUCACAUGGUUCUUCCUUUCCCUUCUCAUUGCUAAGUUCAUUGUUUGUGCAUUACAGUUAUGCAACUAAAUGAACUUUCAUUGAUAGGCUUUCUGGGGAUGUUUCAUUCUUUUCAGUUGACAGACAAUGCCGUUUUUUGACUUAGCUUAUGAAAAGCUCAUGAGUGUGACCUUUUGAGUUCAUCUUUGGGAGUGACCUAAGUUGUCAACUUUUGGCAUCAAAAUCAACUGUUAUUCUGAUCUUUGAAUUGUGGUCUAUCUGUUUUGGUACUGUGUAGAACCAAGUGUUCAGAGCAAGUUACUUUUUAAAGGCUGUGCUCUAAGAAAAACUUGAAGAAGCCCAGUGCUCUGAACCUGUGAAUUCCAGGGUGCCCUGCUGGACAUAACUAUGAUUUCUAUGAGAAAACUAAGAUUUUCUAGCACUUGGCAUAGGAGCAAUAGUUAGGUGCCUGAGGGUGACUGGGAACUGGUAGGACACAACCAGUUGUUUUUUAUUCCACCUUUCCACCAUUUUACAAUAAUAAAUUAUAAGGAAAGGAGAACACGCAAAUUUAUUGUUCCACAGUGUUGCACACAGCUCUAGAAAGCUGCUUUAUUGCACCAUAAAUUCCUGAUGUUAUAAAAAUAUGGUAAAACACUCUAACCCAUAUUAUUAUAAAAAUUAUUUUUUUAUAAAGCAUGACAAGUCUGUUAAAGAUGUAUCACUAAAAAAGAUGGAAGAGAGAGAUAAGAAAAAGAUGGACCAGCUCAAGAAAAAACUCCACACAGACGAUGAAGGUUUGAUUUAUGGUUUUUCCAUUUGUACUGGGCGUAAACAGUUUGUUAUAAUAAUAAUAAUUUAAACAUAUUUAUACAGGAUUGCUGCAUCAGUUUUAAGAAAAAACUGCUAUCAGUGCAGGUCCUGUAAAAAAUAAAAAAUAAAAAAAAAGAUUAAAAAUAUCGAUAAAGAUCAAAUUACAAUAUUAUAAAAUAGUUACAAAUGAGUGUUCAUAUUUAUUUAUUGUUUUGAGAUUGGAAAUUGGUCUUUUAUGUUUCAGUUGCGGGGCGUGCUGAAAAGGAAACCUGUUUAUUUCAAAAUUAAAAUUAUUUUUUUUUGAGAUUUACAUGUUUAACCAAAGCGAGAGAUUGCAAACUGAAAGCUAAGGAAGCAAUGUGAAGAUUUUGUUUGCAAGUGCUAUGAAAAAGUAGCUAUGACUGCCCUUCACACACCUGUCUUUUCAGCUUUUUAAUUUAUAAUAUUAUUCAAUCAGCGAGUUAAAAUUUAGUACAGUUAAAAUCAAUUGUAACAGUAAUUGUAGUGGAACCUCUAUUCAGGGAACACCCUUGAACCAAGGCAAGUGUUCCCAGAAUAGAAGGGUCCCCUGACUGGAGGCUGGGCUGGGUGUGUUAAUAAUUAACCAGCAAAUGAUAUAAUUUAAAUAGGGCUGAAAAAGGCACCUGCUCUCGCAUGCUACGGAAUCUGCUACAGUCAUUAUUUGCAGCAGCUAGAUAAUGUAUAGAAAUCAUAAUCAACUUAACCCUGCGAUAUUGUGUGUUGAAUUCACACAAGUGCAGUACAUUGUUUGAAGUGAGUUGAUUCAUUUUUUUGAAAGCUGUCGCCAUUGUAACAAGUGAGCACUUAAACUUAUUGACAAUUUUUGUGGUCAGUCACUUUUUGAUUGCUAAGGUGUCCCCUGAAUGGAGGUUAAACCCAGGUUUUGGGAUCCAGACAGACAGAUAGAGUGUCCCUUUCCCCGGAGUAGAGGUGUCCCUUCAAUAGAGGUUAUGUGAACAUUUUUCUGCGACCAAAUUUUGGGUCCCCUGAAUGGAGGUGUCCCUUGAAUAGAGGUGUCCCAAAGAGUGUAAUACUAACCCAGUGAAAAUUAAUAUACACAGUUUGCUCUCAUGUGAGUAGACUUCUGCACAUAAGGUAUUCUGAAAAAUUCAUGUAUUAACACACUUUCAUAAUCUGUUUUUGUUUGUUUUCUAGUUCACUGGCUUGACCAUGAUAAGACGCUUAGAGAACAAGGAGUUGAUGAUUUGUGCACAGUUUUGUUGAGGUGGGCAGUUCAUUAUCUUCUUCUUUACUGUAGUUUGAUUUCUGUUACUUAACCCCCGAGCCUUGAAUAUAUCAGCAAUAAGUAUUUUCUAUCCUUGUCGUAUGAGUUUAAAACAUGUAGUAACUUACAUUCAUUGUUACUGAAAUGAGGAGGCGGCAUGGCCGAGUGGUUAGAGCACUGGACUUGUGAUUCAGAGGUCUGCUAGGACACGCUUGUAAAAUAACUGACUGGUGUGCUUCUCAUCAUUUGGAAUUUUGUAACCUUGUUACAUGUACUUACAGCUGUAUGUUGCAUUUGAAUAAUUCAAAUGCAACAUGUACGUGUAACAAGGUUACAAAAUUCCAACUGGAGCUAUAUCUACAGUAGUACUCAAAUUUUUUUUAUAAUUUUUCCUUUUUUUGUUUUCAUUUAUUAGACGGAAGUACUUUUACUCAGAUCAGAAUGUCGAUAUUAAGGACCCAGUCCAGCUUGGCCUGCUCUUUGUUCAGGUAAAGUAUUAGAAUAAUGUUCUUCCAUCAUGAUUAAAUGCUGGGAUGUUGCUAAGAGCCAGCUGCAGAGUAAUUUCACCGGCUGAAAAAGAGCUUACCACCAGAUCAAAUUUUCUGGAAAACAAAUACAUGGGGUAAUUUGAAGAAGCAGCUGAGUUAAAAAAAGAAGCUGGCUUAACAAAGAAAAAACCCUGCUUAGCUUUUCCUUAGCUACAGUGUGCAUUCUUGUAAAUGAUGAGUCAUUUUCUCCCUUCAACUACUUUUUACUGCCUGACUCUAAAUUCAUGUACUUUUUAAAAGGACAGGAAAUAACUCUGCUUUUAUGUUAAGGAAUCUGAGAAAUGGCAAAUAUUGCAUUGGGUGAUCAAAAGGUGCGUUUUUUUUUAAAUUUAUAGUGUAGAGAUGGUAUCUUAGAUGGAACCCAUCCUUGCACCCAAGAAGAAGCAAUUCAGGUACUAUAAUUUUAUAAUAAGAUUAUUUCAAGGGAGCUCCAUGCCAAACAUCUGUGCAAAAAAGAACUGAGGAGGCAAGGGAAUGUUUCUGCAUGGAGUCUGUCGAUAUAGCUUAUUCUACAGACAAUGUAACUAAAGAAAGGUGCAAUUGUAGCCCUAAGGCCAAAUUCAUAAAACCCUUCAAAGUAAAGGUAUAUCAUAAGUACUGUUUGUUGGCAAUAGAGUGGUUUUCGUUUGAGUGUCGUAAAACCAAAACCAAAGUAAUUACUCUGGCCAAUCACAUAGGACACAGACAAUACAUUGAGCCAAUCAAAACUCGAAGUAAUUACAUGUGGCUGACGCAAAGCGCAGCAAAGCGCGGGAAAAUGCAUGCGAGCGCGUCACAAUUGGCUUUGGUUUUACUUCUGAUUGGAUGAAAAGGUGGCGCGAAUCUUUUAAGCCAAUCGCAUCGUGUAGAAAGUGCAAAACCAAUUACUUUUCAACACUCAAAUGAAAACCGCUCUAAUCUGGUGUCAUGAUCAUAAUUAUGAUUUCCAGCAUGGUUAGCUCAAGUAAUAGGGUACCAGACUGUGGGAUGGUGGGCCUGUGCUUGAUGCCUGGCCAGACCAACACUCAGGGUAUUUACAUAACAAAGAAGGAAAUGCCCCCUUUGCUGUGAUUGACUGUUAGACUUUUUCGUCUUCUUGGAUGCUAAUUAGUAUUACUUCUGACAGUAAAGGGUGACAGGGUGAACUUCAAAUCAAGGCACAAAAAAUACCAGUUCUCAACCAACUGAUCGUGGCAUUAAUACAGAGAAAAGUUUGAUUAAGAACUCAUCAUAACUUCACCUUUCUGACACAAGUUACAUUAAUUUUUUUGUUCAUCAACACAUUUUUUUAAAAAAGCUAUUGUCUUUUGCUAUACCCAUCAUAUUUUUCUAUCUCAGCUAGCAGCUAUCCAGAUUCAAGUUCAAUUUGGUGACUUUGAAGACGCCAAGUAUAAGUUCAUUGAGUAAGUGUUUUGAUUUAAAACUUGUUAUGAGUUAAAAAUAAUAGUAAAUCAAAUAUCAAACAUUAGAGACAAACACGAGUUUGUUGGAUGACAAUCCAUAUUGAACUCAGAACUAUUUUUCUCUCUGGAAGAUUGAGGAAAACAGUGAGCCCUUCUAAAAGGGCAUUUAAGCUAUAGGGAGCAGUAGGGGAUAUGUUGGCAUUGGUAGCAAACUCAAAAAUAAGACAAAUCCCUGUCAACUCUUAUAAGUCUUAGGGCUGUUAAUAAGGGCCAGGAACUGAGGAUUUCCUUUUGAUGCUAUGAAUGUGAUGCCAAGCUACGUUCAGAGUGGCGGGUCCAGGGGAGGGGCCAGGGGGCCCACCCCCUUAUUUUUAGACCAAAAGGAAAAAAAAAAUGAAAGGCCUGCCCUUCUCCCCCCCCCAUCUCAGGGUCUGAAUCCGCCACUGAUUCAUACAUUUAAAAUGAAGGAAAGUGGAAGGAGAAUAGAACCAAAAGAAAUCCUUAAGCUGUUUGAUUCCCCUCUCCUACCUUAUUAGUACUUAUUUUCGCAAGUCUUUAAUUUCGCAUUUCUUGUGAUUUUAAAAAAAUUGCCAUUUCAUUAAAGGUCCGCAAAUAAAAAUCCUUGCAAAAUUUAAACAAACCAGAUUUCAUACACAUAUUAAAAACUCAAAUCCCGGAAAAAAGGAUUCACAUGAUAAGUGUUGACAAACAGAUCUCUCUCUAUCCCGGACUAUCGGCCGGGACUUCCUUUGAACCCUGAUACAUUUACUUAUAAUUAUAUAGCUUUGGUCUUUUGUUUUAGUCUUUAGUGUCUUUUUAGCCUCAUAGUUUUUUGUUGAAAAUGUUAUCAGGUCACUGGAAAAACAGUAUUUUUUUUUAAAGUUAUACUGUUAUUUAAGCCUUGAUUAAUUGAUUUUGACUGAUUGAUUGAGCCCAGAGAAAAAGACCCAUUUGGAGUUAAGAAUGAGAAACAAUGCACAAUAAUGAACUCAAGCUUUGUUUUCCAGGUUUUGCCUUCUAAGCAACACCGGAGAGAGACAGUUGCUGUCUCAAUGAAUUUACUCCAUCAUCCCCACUUAUCUUCAUAAAUACACUGAUGUUACAUUCAUGAAAGACCUCUGUACUGUAGUAGUGCUAAGUAGAGUCCAUUGUAAAAGGAAGCAAAAUCAAAAAAUAAAACAAUUUCAUUUUAAAGUUGAUAUCACCUUUAAGUUUUUAAAACUCCUUUAUUAUACUUUUGUCUUUAAAGCUUAAAGGAAUUUCUUCCCAAGGAAUAUGUCAAAUCUAAGAGUAUAGACAAGAAAAUUAAAGAGGUAAGACUUUUUUUUAGAAAGCCCUAUCUUCUGAAAGUGACAGCCAGGAGAGAAAUGUCAUUGCAAAGUUUAAGUAUUGUUUCAGCAUAUUAAGCCAGUGGGCACUGAAUCUACCAACAAGAACUUUUGCUUUAUUGCUUUUUUGACAAUUUCUAUAAGAUUUUUUUUCUAAAUGUUUGAUACAUGUACCUUUGUAUGUUUUGUUUUUUUAUCAUAGGAACACAAGAAGGUGUCUGGUCAUGAUGAGCUGCAGGCAAAGUACAGAUAUGUUCAACUUUGUAGGGGGUUGAAGACGUAUGGAGUGACAUUCUUUCUUGUGAAGGCAAGUUAUCAAAUCAGUAUUAUUGUAUAGAAUAUAUACAUUUAUGUUUUUGAGUUCCACAUGUAUUAUGUAUUUUCAUUGGUUUCUUAGUGUAAAGUUCAACCUCCAUGUGUGACCACUUCUCUCUAGCGAAUUCCUCCCAUAAGCAACCACUAAAAAAAAAACACCAACCUUUUCCUGGUCAAAGCCCUACACUUAGAACUCCUCAUAAAUGACCACCUCCUGUAAGCGACUGGAACCAUUUUUAGGGCUGAUAGUUUUAUAAUUUUCUAUUUUCUUAAACCUCUUGCAAGUGACCACUUAUUUAAGGCAUGGUCUGAGCUCUAUGUUCGCCGUGUGUACUAUGCUACAUAUAUCGUAACUGAGAAAUUGCUUGCAAGAAAUUAUCUUCCAUAAACUAGAUGUGUCUGGAUGUCUUCUUGGAAGAGACCUCUGGUGGAUCUUUUCUUUCUUUCUUUUUUUAGAAGGUUUAAAGGCUUGUUUAAAGGGGAAAGUGAACUUAGCUUGAUCCAGCUAGUUUACUGGCAUUCCACUCAAAUUUUUAGAAACAAAUAAUUCAAAUACAAAAUAACAGGAUUAAAACCCCAACUGGUGGGAGGCAACCAGUUGGCUAUUUGCAAUGGUGGUCGAGGAUUUGAACUUGGGACGUCUGAGAACAAAUCCAGAAAGUGUUCAGAGCGGGGCUCGAAGCCGGAACCGCCAGAUUGUGAUUCAAUGCACUCAUCCCUCAGCCAGGCUGCCUCCUUCAAUAGAGUUUUAUUAAAUACUCAACAGCGUAAUGAUACUAACGUUACAUGGCAUUGCCUAUCAUUACAUUAUGAUAUAUUACACUAUAAACACUAAUACAAGAGUAACCACAUGUCUACACACCUUUAUACCUCUUAUUUCAAGGAGAGAUAUUAAAAAAUACUAGUAGAAAGUCCCAUAAAACUGGCGCAUUUAAAUAUAUUUAUGUAGACAUUUGCGCCUUAUAAGUUUAAUUAAUUAAAUGAAGUAAUAAAUUCUGAUGUUGUUGUUUUUAUUGCUGACAGGAGAAAAUGAAAGGCAAAAAUAAACUGGUUCCCAGGCUGCUGGGCGUGACAAAAGAAAGCAUUUUAAGAGUGGAUGAAAAAACAAAGGAGGUCAGUGUCUAGUUAACUCUUUGUGCUCCAAUAGCAUCCAAAAUCAAUUUUCUCCUAACGAUAUCCAUAGAUUGUCAAGUGCAAAGUCUAUGAGAAUUAAUAAAAUGAUCACCAAGAGAAAAAUCUUUGAUCUUUUAUCAAAUUCUCUCAACUAAUUCUUUAAGGAAAUGUAUGGAGAUCAGUUUGGAGAAUUUGUAUGUGGAUAUUAGGGCUUAAUGGGUUAAUAGGGAGCUUCAGUAUUGAUGAAGGUGAAAGCACAGUGUUCUUUGAAAAUACAGUGGAAUCCCUUUUGACUACUUGAUUUUUCAAAACUCCUGAUUUUUUUUUUAAACCAAAAGUUGUUUCUCUUUGAUUUUCUUCGGUCAGACACUGUUAUUUUACCCCUGAUUCUUCAAACCCUCAAUUUUUUCAAAACUUCAAGAUAUUUUGAACCAAUUCUGUUUCCUUUCAAAAAUUUACAUUUGAUUUCUCAAAAAGUUUGAAAAUUCAGGAACCAACAAAAACCUGUUUAGCCACAUGCACUACUGUGCAAAUUAGUCAUUUUUGAAAGAGUCACCAAGAAGCUACAGCGCUGUUGUUGCACAAUCAAGAAUCAUUUAAGAUUUUGUAGAGAAGAGUUUCCACGUUGAAAAGAUGAGCUUAUCACCUGUUAUUUCGGCUGAGUGAAGAAAGAAAAGUUUUGAAGUAGACGGCUGAGUUGUCAAAGUAAGGGGCCAGCUAGUCCAGGGAUAUUUUAUUUAAAAAACACCAUCUGUAAAGAAAUGCCAAGUAGAGUAACCGGGCAAUACUAAUCAAGUAGGCUGCGAUUUUCGCCGGCAGCUGGCUACUUUUGACAACCCUGUCUGCAGCCUGCUUGUUUCUCAUACACUGAAGACAGUACCAUGUGUAGUAAAACAGGUGUGAUUCACUACCACCUUCGAUUUUUCGAAUUCCUGAUUUUUCGAACCAAUUUCCAUUUCCCUUGGAGCAGGGUGCAAAGAAAAUCAUUUUUACAGCUUGCCAUUCGGGCAAGCUGAAGCUAGCUUUUACUAGCCCAGACGUCAUUUCAACUAGCCCCAAAAACGUUUUGUUCUUCUGUUAUUCAAAUUCCUCAUAAAACAUCAUUAGCCCAUCGGGCAAGUUAAAAACAGAAUUCACUAGCCCGAUAGCAAAAUCCACUAGCCCCGGGCUGUCGGACAGUACUUUCUUUGCACGCUGUGGAGGUUAGAAAAAUCUGGAUUCCACAGUAUUUAUAUUGAGUUAUGCAAGGAACGGUGCAGUUAUUUCUUUAGAACUGCCAUUUACAGUUGGAAUGAUUUGUUGUGUUGACCUUCAGGUGAUGAAGACAUGGCCACUGACAACUGUCCGACGCUGGGCAGCAUCUCCAAACAGUUUUACUCUGGUAGGUUUUUUCCAGACUAGUUUCUUUCUUUUGACAUUGCUGAGCUGACUAGACAUGUUGACAAUUGUUUGUUCUCCGAAACACGGUGAUGAUUGUUUAUUUAAAUUAUUUUUUAACAGGACUUUGGUGAUUACUUGGAGUCAUAUUACUCAGUACAGACCAAUGAAGGAGAAAAGAUCUCUCAGCUUAUUGCUGGAUACAUCGAUAUUAUAUUGAAAAAGGUGAGAAGUAAUACUAUGUGCCUCGCGAAUGCUUCCUUCUUCUGGAACUAAUUUUCACAGUUAUUAAAGUUUAUCAGUUGUUGCUCUUAGUUUAUUAAGAAAAAAUGUAUUCAAGGUAGUUGUCUCUGUGAUUUGUCACAGUCCAAUCAAAGAACACAAUACAUUAUUUAUUGUAUUAGUCAUUACUAAGGCCAGAUUACAUUUGUCUUCAUGAAAGUGAAGUUCGGAACAAAUAAAAUUGUUUCAUUGCAGUCAUAGACGCAACUUAUGCAGUUGUCAAAUGAAAGCCUGAAUAAGUUCACACUUGCCAGGAUUCCAUCCCUGGCCCCUGCAGUACUGAUGCAGCGCUCUAGCCAAUUUAGCUAGCAAGCCAGUUGUAACUGGGAGAAGUCGUUAAACUGGUUUGUAAUAUUCCAAAGGUCUCCCCACGAGAAAAAUCCCUUAGUUGUUUUUUCAUCUUCAUCAUUCUGGGGGCCAUAUGAAUUUUAUAUAUCCUGUAAUUAUUGGAACCACAGAAUGAAGAAAAAUAUGCAGAGAAGAUUAUUGCAGUUCAAGAUGCAACUUAUAUAUCAUUUUAAAAUUGUUUCAGUGGGACAACACAGCUGGGUAUAAUAAAUGUACAGUCGACUCUCUCUUAACGGACACCUCUAUAAGACGGACACCUAGAGUUGGUCCUUGCCUUUCUUUUCUCCCCUUAUUUGACUCUCUAUAAGACAGAUACCUCUCUAAGAUGGGCGCUUAGUGCUGGUCCCAAAGGUGUCGGUCUUAGAGAGAGUUGACUGUACAUCCAUGAAGGUUCUUGAUUCAAUUUUGCCAUGUUAAAUACUGGCACAACAGCAGGACACAAAAAAUUCAUUGCCUUUCAUGCAUUAUCCUUCAUGCGUUGUGUAAAACCAAUUUUAAACCAAUUAAAUUUUGUUUAUCUUUUUUUUGCUUGCAGAGAAAAGGUCAAGAAGGUUUUGAUCCAGACUUUGAUGAAGAGUCAACAAUGGUGGAAGAUUCUGUGACCCCAUCAAAGUAAGCAUAGUCUCAUUUCACAGACUGCAUAAUGACAGGGCCAGAGAACAAUAAUAAUGAUUAUUUUUGUAUGUUAUUUUUUAGUUAAUGCAGAACCCUGCUCUUCAUAUUGGAGAUCGUUAACAUCUGAUGCCUGAGAUUGACUUUCUACAUACAUGUGUAGUUCUCAUAUAUCUUUUUUCGCUUUUUGUUUAUUUUUGUUUAUCAAUAAUUAUAAUUUGUUUACUGUUUAUGUAAGCUUAUGUCACUCAUGAUUUUGAUUUGAUUCAAGUAUACAUGCAGGGUUUGUCAGUCAACGCUAUCACCUUUCAACUUUAUUUUGCAUGAAAACAGUAUUUCACAAAGGCUAGUCGAGUUGGGUCAGUUCUUAAUCAUUAUUUUUUUAUAAUUAUAUGAUAGAUGAACAAAAUACAGGCCCCCCUAGCUCGGCUGACGCUCAAUAUCGGGAAUAUCAACUGAGUUUGUUUGAAACUUAAUAGUUUGUUUAAUACUUUUGACUGUGUAUACUAGGGGUACAUAUCUUGAACGUCAAACUAACAAGGUUGGCCAUGCUGCUACUGGAUCAGUUGCUUUACCAGCUGUUAUGCGAGCCGGAGGUCCAGGUACAUCAUUUUUUGGCUUUUAUGAUCAGUUUUUCAAUAAUUUCUCUUAUUAAUUCUUUAGUCCGUUUGUCUGUCCUCUUGUCCUUCCACUUUUUGCUCAUUUGUUUAUUCGUUAAUUAUUUGCCAAGACACACAUUUAUUUGCAAAGAGGUACAAAUAAUUUUUAUAAAGAAAAUCAGUAAAGAAAGUACAUGGUGAAGAAACCUGAGAGAAACCAUGGGGCUUUAUAAAGAGUCAAAUUUCCUCAGAGGACUUAAAAAAGUGAGCCUAAUGCAACAAUAUGGGCCAGCUAAAGAAAAAGAAGCUUUAAACGCGAAAAAAAAAAAAAUAGAUGUAAGUUUACAGCCGUAUUAAUAUUAUUUUAGUUAAUAAUAAAAGAACAGGUCUGCACUUUGGUAUACUAAUUGCUGUAAUUUGUUUUGUCUGUCUGUUGAUGUUUUUGUUUUUUAGGAGCUUCAAGAUACAGUGUGGGUAAGAUGGAGCCGGCACAGUAUGGAACAGUCACAGGAUCAGCUCAUUCUGCCCACAGGCCACCCAUGGUUAGUGUUAAUUUGAGACACUGAGUGCAUAAGUGUACAUCAUUAUUAUUUAUUUAUUUAUUUAUUUUUAUUAUAUUUUGUAAUUGAUUAAUUGAAUUUGCAUGGUUUCAGUUUUGUAGAAGGUGAUUAACUUGUUAAUGCUUGUUAAAAUAAUUCUUAGAAGUAAGGUUAGGUUAUGUAGGUUGUAUGUUUAUCGCUGUACAAUGUGGUCUCAUGCAACUCAUACUGUGCUAUUGUAUUCACAGGAAUUCAAAUCUUUCCGUUCAUAAAUAAACAAAUUAUUUAAUGCCUUGUAAACAAGGGUUAGACUUGUAAUCUGCGAGUUCAAGUUGUGGCCUGACUACUUGGUGGUUUUGAUUUGGCUCAUCUCAAGUUCAAAUCCUUUAGCCACACUUGUACUGUACUAGUUUCAAUUCUUUUAUGUUGAGUUUCAUUUGAAUUAUUUGUUUCAUUUUCCCGUAAAAGCCCUUUGAGGGAAGAGGAUAAUUUAGCAUUUAUAUACUUUUUUAUUUAUUCACUGGUUUGUAAUGAAAUAACAUUAAUUUUGUGCAGAUUAUUAAUUGCUGAAUGUUGCAUUAUUUGUUUUUCCUCAGGGCUCUCAAGCUAAGCUGCAUAGUCUUACUCCUGCACAGAAGGCCUACAUGGGUAGCUUGAGUCAAGGCUUGGACACCAUUGAAUCUGCAGAGAAGGAUCUGGGGACUCCUGCUCAAAUCCCAGCUCUCGGAUCUGAUCCAGUAAGUCCUUGCUAUCUACUCUGGAGGAGAUUACUACUGGGUGAUAAUCUGUAGCAUCCAUGAUUGACAUUGUUAUAUAUAUAGAGGAUAUUACAUGGCGGAGCAAAGAUAAGAAUUUUAUUUUCAAGUAGCAAAACAAUAUUUUAUGAAUGAAUGCAGCGAGUGUGUAAAAUAUUGUUUUUGCCACGAGAAUAUAAAAUUUAUAUCUUCAAGCCGCCGUGUAAUGUUCUUUUUGUUAUAUAGACAAAAUGACAUCGAUAAAGUAAUAGAGGAAAAUUACGAAAAUUACAUCAUCGAUAAACUCACAUGUGAUAUUAUGGAAAAUAAACCACUUGGGUCUCGUAUGUAGUUUUUAGGAAUUUUACGAGUAGUAUAUUUUCCAGUCUACAUAAUAAAUAUUGUUAAAGCAUUUCUGAAAAAAAAAUUGCAGUAGAGAGUGCAUUUUGUUCGACCCAUGUUUUCAUAUCAUGCACUCAGUGCUUGAGUCAAAUUCCCCUUCUUGUUAUUGAUUAUUUUCAGAGAGAGAGCAUGAAAUUAUCUGUCGUAGUUAUCAACAGUAAUGCAUAUUGUGUUGUGUAAUUAUUUUGUUCGGAAUAAAUUUUUGCUCUCACUUUUGUUACUUGCAAGUGAUCCAAGAAGUGUUCUACAAUAUACUUUCAUUCUAUCAGUUCAGUGUUUCAAUUCAUCUUAGACUCAAUACUAACUGGCUCUUAUUACUAGGCUUCACUAAAGUGGAAGCAGAAUACACUUGACCUUUCUCGACAAAAUGUUGCAUCAAGACUUGCUGCUCUCUCAGCCUCAUGUGCCUCUAUUGUUACUCUCACUUCAGGUAUUACAUAUUCAUGUGUUGCACUGUGUCGUUCUUCGACUUAUUUUUGAAAUUUCUGUGUCAUUUAUGUAUGUUAAUGUUGGGAGUUGGUUAAGAUUUCAUAAUCUUGCGAUCAUCAGAAAUAAUAUGAUUGACUCAGCUGAUCAACCAUCAAUUAUAUUCAGAUCAAUUUCUUUACAAGACAGUAUAAGAAAUCCAUUUUUUAUUUUUCAUCUGUGAGCAAGUAAAAGUACUAUAAACUUUUAAUUUUCAGCUGUGGACCACUGUUAUUUUGAGAAUCAUGUUGGUGUUGUGUUUUGAACUACAAUAAAACACGCACAAUGUUUCAAUAAUAGUCAUCAAUGCAUUAAUCAAGACAGUGUGCAUUUUUCUAUAAUUGAUUAUCACUUUGCUUAAGGUUUUUGAUCAAUCAUAGAUUAUAAUUGAUGACUGGCACACCACUAAUGUAUGUUAAAGUUGUACAGAGUGAAUCGUGAAUUCUAAGGUUGUUUCAUGUUUGGUCACCUUUUUAAGGGGAGCCUGAAGAAACAAACUAUACUGCUGCUGGUGCUGCUGUGAACACUAUGUAAGUACAGCUUUAUUAUCCAGGCCCAUAGAAUAACUGCUGCCAAGCAAUCACUACAAUGUGGAUUGUAGACUGUUAGAAUAUGACUAUGGAAGGAAAUUCUUACACCCAUUCUUAAUGUGGCUUCUGUUUAUUACACCAUUAAUUUUAAUUUUUGCUGUUUGACUCUCCCUUGUUUUCCAAAACAAAGCAAAAUAAAAAAUUAGGGAGGUUUGCUUCAUCUCUAGUGUAAUGGUAAAAAAGAAAAAUUGUAAAAAAUGAUUUCAUCUGCAGAACCUUGCAAAGUUAAUUUGUGUGAAAUUAUUAUUAUCAUUAUUAUUAUUAUUAUUAUUAUUAUUAUUAUUAUUAUUAUUAAAUAGCCAUGUAAUAACUGAAAAAGAGGAAAAUGUAACCCUACCACCAUUUUCACUUGACAAGUUCCUGUAUGUUUUUUCACUGUACUAUGCAACCUACCAGUGCAGUGCCUUUUCAGACUUGUAGUUAGUAUUAUAAAGUAUGACUGUCCUUUUCUUUUGUUAUCAUAAUGAUUAAGUAACCUGAUUCAAUUAUCCGUUUAAGCUCCUCAAACCUUCAAGACUUGUCCAAGGGAAUCAAAAUGAUCGCUGGCUUGCUGGAUGAUGGAGAUGAUGGCAAAAACCUUCUUGAUGCUGCUCGAGACCUUGCUGGUGCCUUUACAAAUCUACUCAAAGCUGCUCAGGAAGGAGGCGGAGUAGACCCUGAAGUAAGUGUUUUGUCAGGCUGACAGCAAGUAUGGGUAAGGUGAAGCAACUCUUAUGAUGUGAUUGGCUGGCUAGCUAUCCCAGCAGGAAAGACGGAAUUUCCUAAUUUCUCAUGUACAUGCUUCCCCCAUGGGCUAUUUGUAAAUCCCUUAUAAUACCCUUUUUUACCCCCUCCGCCCCCCACCCCCAUAAAUUUUGCAUGAGCUAUUGUUUUCAAAUGCUUUUGGGAAUAUGCACUCCUACAAAGAGAAGGGGGAGGGGCAAAUGGGGUGUACCAUGGGCGAUUCAAAAAAUUAAUAGAGAAUCCAAGAAAUGCAGCACAACAGAUUGUUUCAUUCUAAGCUUUGUUGGCAAGACAAAACCGACAUAGGAUUAGCUCAGUCAGUAGAGCCCUUCACUGUAGAGUGGAAGGUUGUGGGUUUGAUUUCUGGAGCUGGACCAUUACUCAGGGUCUUAGGAUAACUGAGAAAUGAAGAUACUCCCUUUGCAAUGCAAGCAGCAAGACCUUUGUGUGGCUUGGAUGACCAUGUAAACUGGCAAUCCCGUCUCCAGUAGGAGACGUAAUAAUAUUGUCCCCAAUUAGCACCUUCGUGUUAAAUACAUUGACACUCAAAUAAAGUGCUUUUUUAACUGUUCUUGUUUUUCUUUCUGGGAGUUUUUACUGUUUUCUUCAUCUUGGUCAGUAACCCCCCUCUUCCUCCUCACCCCACCCCCCCCCCACCCCCCAUUGAACUUGAAAAAUAUCUAGUCAUUUAAUAUCUCAUCCUUGGUCAAUAAUUAUUGUACAGUGGCUGUGUCUUAAUAUUAUUUUUUUGUAUAGAACCUUAAUGUAUAAAACCCUGUUAUAGCAAAGAUCCUGGUUUAAUGAAUGAUAGAGCUUUUCAAUUGGAGUUUUUAGUAAUAGUUCUUGUGUGUGUCUUAGUUCAGGGACAAACUCUUGUCAGCAGCAGGGAAUGUAGGUUCAUCUGGAGCAACGUUGUUACAAUAUAUGGGUGAACCAGAGGUGGAUCAUCAAACUCAGGUAACUAUGCUCUUUUAACCUCUGCACCAAUAUAAUUUCAACACUGUCACACUACAUGGGUAGCAGAUAACCAGAUCAUCAAACUCAUGUAACUAUGCUAUACUAACCUCUGCACCAAUAUAAUGACAACACUGUCGCAAAACAUGGGUAACAGAUAACUGGAUCAAUAAACUCAGGUAACUAUACUAUACUAACCUCUGCACCAAUACAAUAUUACAACACUGUCGCAGAACAUGGAUAACAGAUAACUGGAUCAAUAAACUCAGGUAACUAUGCUACACUGACCUCUGCACCAAUAUAAUUACAACACUGUCGCAAUACAUGGGUAACAGAUAGCUGUGUCAAUUAACUCAGGUAACUAUGCUAUACUAACCUCUGCACCAAUAUAAUUACAACACUGUCACAAUACAUAGGUAACAGAUAACUGGAUCAAUGAACUUAGGUAACUAUAAUGGCAGCUUGACAUAUAUCCAUUGGACAGUGAUGUUAGGUCAUAGAUUACCUGUGUUUUCCACGUUGCAUACACCCAAUACAUUGAUGAAAAUCAAGAGAAUUUUGGUAUACAUGUUUGUCAUUGGUGGGGAGCUGAAGCAACUAUGACAUUGACGGCAAGGAGAAUGAAAAAUUUAUAGUUUUAGAUUGGAAAAACAUCAAUUUUUGCAUGUGCCUCAUGCCUUGCUUGUACAUUUCCUUGCCAUCGUCAUACAACUAUGACAUGAAACUUCCUAAUUUCACUUUUUAGGGUGGUUAUUUACGCAAUACAACAUUCCUUUUUCUUUCUCUGACUUUACUCACAAUCCUUUAGAAUAGAAUGAGAUGGAAUAAGACCAAUAAAGUUUGAAACAGGCUUAAAAAUGAUUUGCUUUUUAAAGUGAGGUUUUCGCUGUAGCUGCCAUCAUGGUUGCUGGUCAUGUUACACGGGAUGAUUUGCAACAACAAUAAUAUUGUUAGUGCAACACAGUGUUGCAGUGUUGGAACAAUGUUGUAACUAUUCGAACAAUGUUGCAACGCUUUGUUGAGCUAAAAAUCAUGGUUGCAAUUCUUUUGAGUAACGUCUCCUUUGAAUUCCCUAUUGUGUAUGGUGUGGGAAAAGUUUUAAGUUGGUCCAAAAUUCUCAGUAUUGUUUGUAUGACAUAUAAAACUAACAAGUUUAAACUCAUCACCAAUAGAUAAGCUUGGGUGUUGGUGCCUACAAAGUUGGUGGAGCCGGGCAGUGCUCUAGCAUGAGGAGGAGGUAUCCAUGGCAACCCUGCAAGUGCCAAUACUUACCUAGCCCAUACCUCAAGAGGGAGGGAGGGAUGGGAAAAAACUAAAGCACAAACUGGCAUGCAAACAGCAAGCUAUUAUAUAAGUCAUGAGGUGCCCCUGCUAGAGGCAUCGGGCCACCCCUACUAUAGCUGGGGAAACAGCUGACCAGCAUUGCUUCGAGGUUAACUUUGCCUAAAUUACAUUUAGCCACAUAAAAAAUUGAUAAUUCUUCAAAUCGACAACUGUUGAAUGUUUGUAAACCCCACAGGAGAUGCUCUUAGCUCUUGCACAAGGUGUUGCCAAUGCAACAGCAGCAUUAGUUUUGAAGGCAAAGAACAUUGCUAGUCAGUCUCCUGAUACUAAGGCACAAAGCAAGAUGAUCACUGCUGCCAAGGAGACGGCCAGAACCACAUCCCAGCUUGUGGCCUGCGUCAAAGUAGUGGUUCCAUCAAUAACUAGUCACAUGUGCCAGGAACAAGUUGUGGAAGCCGCAAAACUAGUUGCUACUGCUGUUGAUGACACUGAGAGUGCCUGCAAGGUGAGUGAGGUCCCAAGAGUGACCAACAUAUAUCUUCUCCUAACAUUAUCAAUUGUUGAUCAAAAGAAAAGGUUAUGAGAAUUGAUCAAAUGAUCACCUAAGGGAAAAUUCUUUGGUCUUUUAUCGAAAUCUCUCAUUUAGUGCUCUAAGGAAAUGUUUGGAGAUCAGUCCGUUUUGGUGAUUUUUACAGGCAUAGCUUAAGAACUAUAAUUUAUGGUAGCAGUACUACCAUUGUAAACAAGCUUUCUGGCUGCUAUCAUUCCAAAAGGCAUCAAUGACAACCAACACUUUCUUGAUACUACUUUAUUAUUUUAGACUUGCCCACUGAGCAAAGUCUUGGUGAAAACCAAGAACUGUUUUGCCCCCAAAAUGUGACUGCAUUAUGGAACAUUUGAUCAAUCUUAGCCAGGCGUUGUAUGUGAAGUCAUGUAUGUAUCUUCUUCCACCAUAGGAAGCAGCACCUGAUGACUCAGACCUUCUGCCAGAGAUGAUGACUGCGGCACAAGUUGUACGAGAUGCUCUGCAUGCUCUGCUUGUUAAAGUGCGAGAUGGUGGUAGGGAUGCUCAGCAGGCUGGACAAUAUGAUGCAGCAUGUGAUGAUAUUUUAGGAGCUACUGACAGACUGUUUAACAGCAUGGGUAAUGCAGGAGAGAUGGUCAAGCAGGCCAAGAUCUUGGCUCAGGUAUAAGAUUUGCCCGUAUUUACGAAUAAGCGCUUAUUAAAGAUUUUAUGCCUCAAAUGGGCCACUUAUUUGAGGGUGGCAUUUAGUUGAAGGUUAGAUGUGACAAAGAAUCGUUACUUUAAGGAAUCGAUUUUCAGUAACUAACAGUCUUUUGAUUUUAGUUGCAUUGAGGGUGGGGGGGUGGCACUUAUUACAGGUGUAGGGGGCAGUGCAAAUAACGUUUUUAUCUCAAAUGCGGCACUUACUCGAGGGCACGGCGCUUAGGCUUGGGUGACGCUUAUUUGAGUAAAUACAGUAAUCUAACAGUAAAGAUCAUGCCACCAUUUCCACUGGACAAUGUUUUUAUCACACCUUUUUGACCUGUUGUGCCCAAUUUUGACAAAUUUGGUAUUUUGAAGGCAGAAUUGUGGAUUUAAAUAUUUUGUUGCUGCUCUUUUGAAAUUGCAUGGGUCCACCAUCAAAACACAUUGCAUUUUCAUUGGUUUUGUUUCAUGAUUAUGAAACCCGUCUGAGUUCUCAAACAUCUGCAAAAAACACACCAAACAAGACGUGAAAAACAUUUCGUAUGGCAACAGUAAUGCAAUCUUCAUUGUAAAGAAUAUUUAACAAUAGUUUUCUCAUCUUCAUGUACCCUGUUAGUGUGUGUCUCUUAGCUGCUUAUAGUGUGUGUUCUUUUCUAUGGACACCAGGCAUCAUCUUCACUGGUAACAGGAAUAAAAGCAGAAGCAGAAACACAGGAUGAUUCAGAUUCACAGAAGCGUCUUCUUGCAGCUGCAAAGGUGUUGGCCGAUGCUACAGCAAAACUUGUCGAAGCAGCAAAGGUUAGUCAAGGCUGUGCUGUUAAUAGAAAUUGAAGGGAGUGCGAUGCUCUGAAAUAAUUGUGACAUUCAGGGUGCCCAGCAUGUGAUUUUUAUGAAAACAGUAAGGUUUCCUAGCUAUGCAAGAGCAAAUGUAAGGCGCCAGGGGCUACUACUACAGCACAGCCCUCUUAGUUUGUUGUAAUGAUCCAGAGAAGAUACCUCUUGUAAGGUUUUAACUUGCUUUAAACUCAAAUUAUCACCUACUCAUGCAGGUCAGUUUUUUCUCUGAAAUCUUUGGUUCUCAUUAUCAUGUUACAUUACAAUCUAUUUCUAACCCAGUCUAUACCCAUAAGGAGGGCCAAUGGCUUGUUUUCGUGCACUAUGCAAACAUGAGAGUAAGGAAAAUAUACGAACAUGAAAUCUUAAUAAAAGGGCUUUAAUGAUUGAUUCCUAGAUGACCCUGCGUAUGUUCUUGUUCUGAUUCUUGCAUCUCACAUUUAGACUAGCCCUAAGCUGCUGAGCAGAAAUUGUUUGAAGAACCAGUUGGGAAUACCACUGAGUAAUGGUAAUGAUGACAGAUGACAGACAAGUCACAAUCCAAUUAAUUUGUAAGUUCUUUCCCUAGUGCACCCUCAUAGCAAUAGUCUAUAUACUGGUGUCUUGUUAUUUUGCAGGGAGCUGCUAAAAACCCGAAUGCCGCUGACCAACAACAAAAGUUAAAGCAGGCUGCAGAAGAUUUAAGAUCAGCAACUAAUGCAGCAGCUAGUGAUGCACUGAAGAAGAAGCUGGUCAAAAGACUUGAGGUUUUGAACCAUGAAUUUAUUCAGUUGGCAACAAAAUGAGUUGAGACACUUCACCCUAAACGGGAUUUUCUACGUUUUACGGACUUCAAAGGGGGGAAAUACAGCUUUUCCUCCCCUAUCCCGUCCAUGCAAUUUGUGCCUCUGUUCGAGCUACCUAUAGAAAACAACAAACAUCCCAACUUUGAAUGGAGGGGACUGGGGAGGGGUGUGGAUUCUUUUGUUCUCUGAAGUUACUGUAUUUGAGUAGAAUGUCUCGACAGUUUUGUUGCCAAUUGUUGAUUAUCCAUUUUGUUUUGUUGCUUAAUGUUUGUCAAGCAAGUCGAGCUCUGUGACAAAAAUGUCCUGCCAAUAAAAUACCAGGUGACCUUUGGCGCAAAAACGUUACGAGAAACUUAUCUGAGUCCUCAAUGUCAAACAGGAUGUUAAAAACAUUGUCAAAUGGCAAGAGUAAUGUAUUCUUCACUGUAAAGAAUAUUUAAAUUUUUAUGAAAACACCGCUUUUGCGUGAAAACAUGAUAUCUUCACACAUUCAAAUAACAUGUUUUUUGCAGACGUGAAAAGAUCGCUAUUGCUAUGGUUACAUUAUAAAUAGUGCCUUUCGCUGCCAAAAAUAUUAAAGUGAAAUGGUAUUUCAUUGCUGUGUAUAUAAUAAGUAAAAUAUUACAUGGCCGCUCAGGGAAAAUAAUUGUUUCUUGUAUUGAAAAAUAUUUCACUUAUUCGUGAAUAUUUUUCAUCACUCCAAAAAAGUGAGUUAUAUUAAUCGUGCUUCUCUUUCAUAUUAGGCAGCCGCAAAGGAGGCCGCAGGCCAGGCUACACAGCUGGUUGCCGCAGCUCGCAUGGCAGGUCCUUCUAAUCGGAAUCAAACUUCUCAGCAGCAGUUGAACGAUCAGUGCAAAGUAAGUGAUUCUGCGAAAUUCUGUUACAAUCACUGUAGGGCUAUCGCUAAGGACUGGGGUGAUUUCCUUGCAGAAACAAGGUAAAAUAAAGUAAAUAAUGAUUUGGAGGUAGCAAAUCCACAAAGUAGUUCUUCGUCUACCUGAUUCCUCGUCAAAUUGGCAUUUGGAAAUGUUGGUUUUUGAGGAGAGGGAAAAAAACGGAGAACACAGAGGAAAACCUCUCAGAGCAAAGGAGAGAACCAACAACAAACUCUACCCACAUAUGACAUUGACGCCGGUAUUUGAACCCUAGGCCACAUUGGUGGGAGGCGAGUGCUCUCACCAUGGCGUCAUCUCUUGCUACCCAACAACAGGAAAACAGAUCCAUCAGAUUUCCUAGCUGUUCAGUUCCUGCCCGCUAAUUGCAUUAUAACAAACAACUUGAAAUCUUAGUAUUCUUAGCCGUUUUGACCACCUUACCCUUUUAGUCUAGUGAUAACUUUUGGCUAGGACAACACAAUAAUGAGCUUUGCUUACAACAGAUAAAUUGCCUUUGGAAUUUGUUCAUUAGGAAGGCUUUGACUGUAUUUCUUACUUAACGGUUUCUUCUUUUCAGCCUGUUGAGGAAAAUGUAAACCAUCUCGUUGAAGCUCUAAGAGAAACUACACGAAAUCCUGAUAUGGCUGCACCUCAGCUUGGGCUGAUCAGUGCAUCAAAGGAGUUUAUUCAGGUAGCUACAAAGUAACUUGGCCGUUACAGUUAGUGCAAAAUUCAGGUAGCUAUGGAAGAAAAUAGAAUUUCACCUCUCAAAAGCUAUGAAGUGGGAUUUCACGUCAGAAAUCCAACAGUCUUAAGUAGUAGGACAAAUUUUGAGUGCAGUUUUAUAAGGACUAUUUGUUACGUUCCUUAUUGUUACGGUAUUUCACAGAAUUGGUGAGACUGCGGACAAAUAAGUGAGAGUGUUGUUAUUUAGUACUUUUUAAAACAUGUCAUGAUUUUCUAUGCUUUUCAAUACACGUUUCAAAAUAAAACGCUAUAAUACAGAAAGAAAAAGAAGAAUGGAGAGAAAAGUAGGAGCCUUCACUUUGAGAGAUGCGUAUUUCUAGGUCUAGGUGUAAUAUUUGUCAUGCUAUUUUUUUAUUUAGCCAACAACUAAGCUGGUUGCCAAUUCCAAAGCAGCUCUUCCAACAAUCGGUGAUCCAAUUACUGCCACACAGCUGGCAAACUUUGCCAAAUCAACUGCAACUUCUCUAGGAGAGCUACGUGAAGCAGCAGAUAAGGUGAUGAUGAGAUUAAUCCUUCGUUUUAGUGGCACCAUAUUGAAGAAGUGUUCCAAUUUUAGUUUUGUUUGAUAGAUUAGUUACUGCAGAUGACAAGGCAAGGACAAUGUAAGAUAAAGAGGAGAAAUUAAACAGUGCAAACGGUACGGGUUUUGGGGGACACCAGAGUUUGUGUCUGUUGAACUGUUUAACCUAAGGUCUUGGAAAACUUAAUUCAUGGAAAGUCAUGGAAUUUGAAGAGCUUAAAAGAGUACCACCCUGUCAUUCAGUCAAUUAGUGAGUUUAUUCUGGUCAGUCACUUAAUCAAUCACUGGGGUAGCCAGUAAGUAAGUCAACCAAUUAUCCAGUCAUUCAGGUAAUCAGUCCAUUGGUCAGUCGGGCAGCCAGUCCCAUUUAGACACUUGGUCACUCAGUCAAUCAGUUGAUCAGCCAGUCAGUCAGUCAGGGAACCAGUCAGUCAAUAGGCAUCUCAGUUAGUCAAUCAGUUGGUUAGUCAGUCACUCUGCCAGUCAGUCAGUUGGUCAGUCAGUCAGCCAAUCAGUUGGUCUGUUAGCCAGACAGACAUGCUGUCAUUUUGGGUAAAAACCCAUAUUAAUUCAUAUUCUUUUUUUCUGACAAAGGUACAGGUUAUAAUUUUUCCAAGAGCAAAAUUUACUAUUGAAAUGGAAUAUUUACGCAUUAAUUCAAGGCGACAUGGUAGUCACGUUUUUUUUUCGUUUGUUUUGGAAAUUUUGUCAGGCUGCUGAGGUGUGUGGAACACUGGAGAUUGACAGUGCUCUGGACACUGUUGGCGCUCUAGGCCGUGAUCUCGAGGCAUAUGAGAAGAGUAUAGAGGAAGGCAAUUUACUUCCAUUGCCUGGAGACACUGUAAGUAUCCACAGGGAACACUAAUUUCUUUUCUUCAUUAUUAUAAUACAGGCAGUUCUAUUAAGAGACACUUCGUAGGGAUUAGACUGUUUUGCCGUCAGAAUUAUCAGAACUUUGUCACGUGUGAAUUCAAGUACCAUUAUGAAUGCAGGGAUUCUCAGAUGACUCUGAAAUCUACAAUCACUAACGGAUUCAACUUUCAAAUAAUAAAUUCAUUAAUGGAAUCUUGAGGAGUAUACUUGACCUGGCUUUACUGUAAUUUGUAAUGUAUGAGAACCACGAAAAUAAUUGUCUGCCAUUGGUCUUUGCCCAUUUUGUAGGCGGAGUCGUGUGGUCUUGAGCUCGGUGCUACAUCAAAGUCUGUUGGAUCAUCAAUGGCACAGUUGUUAACAGCUGCUUCACAGGUAAGUCAAAAGACUUGGUAUCCAUCGUACGUUGAGUUUAGUUUUCUUAAACCUAGACAAUUUGUUAUCAACGAUCGCGGUCACCGCGAGGUUGCAUCAUUCUCAUUAAUUGUGAGGUAUCUCAGUAAUUGGUGAUAGCACCAAUAUCAACAAGGUGCCCAAGCAGAGAUCGUAGAGUUGAGUACUACAAUCAAGAGAGAUAGUAAACCUUUUUGAAGGGGCUAAGGAACGCCAUUUGGUAUCUUUUUAAAUGCUAAUAGUUUUUUUGUACUACUUGAAUUCCCCCCAAAAUGGUCAAAUGCGGGGUAGGGGAGUGAUAGACAGGUAGUCUCCCAGAAGUUUUUAGCAUUAUAAGCAGGGCGCAGAUAACCAUUUGUAAGUGGUAAACCAAAACCGAGAGAAAUGGGACUGUCAGACAAAUUGGAAAAGAACUUCCCUAAACUAUGAAUUCAUGCAUAAUAACAUUGUUUUCAAAGAUGUUCAUGGAAGAAGUUCUAACGUUUCUUUAUUAGCUGAACAACAUGCCCUUCUCGAAAAUGAAUGGCUGUUUUAAAAAGGCAAAAAUUACUCUUAUGUUUACACGCAGGGUAAUGAAAGCCACACAGGUAUAGCAGCAAGAGACACAGCCAGUGCACUGCGAGUACUGACAGCAGCUGCGAGAGGAGUUGCAGCAACAUCAGAUGACAAAGCAUUGCAAAUGAAUCUGAUAAAGGCAACUCAGGCUGUUGUUGCUGAGUCAGCAAAAUUAAUCCAGGAAGCAAAGAAUGCGAUGGCUAAUCCUGGUGACCCCAACAACCAGCCUAAGCUUGCUCAGGUAAGGAUACUUUCCUUUAUAUUUCUUUUGAUAAUAAACACACAGGAAUACUCUAUUUAGAACAGUAUUAACAACAAGAGAGGGGAUUGGCUACCUGUUAAAACUAAAGGUUAAUUUAAACAGGCAGGCAGAUUUACAAAUAGUGUUGCUAUAUUAGGCUUUUUUCCUCGUGACUUACCUGUGCCCAGGAUCGAACGCAGAAUUGUGACCACAUCAUAUGUAACUUGUUGUGCGAGCAGCCCCUUGGGAUUGUCAAGUGAGUGAGCAAAUCAUUUAAAGCGAGGGGAAAAAAGGGUCCAGCCGAGGGCAAAUGCACGCGUCAGUUCGACUGCUCACAUUCCAUAAUAUGUGACUGAGUUGUUGGUCUUUCCUUUUUUAGAUUCAUAUUUGUCAGAAGUAUUGUAUUCCAGUGAUUUUUUCAAGGAUGCUUUAUAAUAUCUGUUGUAUAGAUGUUCGAUCCAAGACGUGUCUCAUUCAAAAGAAAAAGUUUCAGUUGGUUAUCUUUAGCGACGCAAAGACAAGCGUCAGUAAAAUAAUGCUUAUUUUACCCUGAAAACAGCCUAGACAAGUUUAAACCAUCUGCACGCACAAACAUAAGGGCUUUUUGUGCUUUGCUUGGUUUGUUCUAAUGUGUAUGGUUAGUAAGAUCAUUUAUCUCAUGAUUUUUAACUUUACUCAAACCACUUGAUUUUAUCCUGCUUUCAGCAUCUAGCAAAGGUGAAAAAAUGCAAUUAACAGCCUGUGGGCGUAUCUUUUUCGUUUUACAGGCAGCUAAAGAUGUAUCUCAGGCACUGAACAACUGUGUUAACUACCUGCCUGGUCAGAGGGAUGUUGAUGAAGCCAUAAAAGCUGUUGUAACCUCCAGUCAGAGUUUAGCUAUUGAAGAUGUAAGUUAAAAACAACAACAUUUGAACUUCUUCUCUCUUGCGCUCGAUUAUGUUCUAACUUUUGAGUCCAUGUAUGAAAUCUGACAGCAUGACCAUGUUAAUGACACGUUUUCAUUAGUAAUUUUGUACAGUAGUAUUUGUUUUCCCAUUUUAUGGGAUGAAUCAGCUGUAAGCGAAAAUGAAACGUGAUGGUUAAAUGUCAUCAUGGUAGCCUAAUCUAAUUUUUCUUCAAAAAAUAGAAAACGUAUUGGAUAACAUUUAUCACCAUAUAGUGCAGUAAAGUGGUAGAUGCAUAGUUAGACAAGAAAAAAGUAAGCUUGCAUCACAUUCACAACAAAAUGUCUUUGUAACAGCACCAUACUCAUCGGGGAGCAACGGUGGCACAUUGGAGAGAGCACUUCCCUACUACCAAUGUAGCCUGGGUUCAAAUCCCAGUGUCAAAGCCAUAUGUGGGUUGAGUUUGUUGUUGGUUCUCUCCCUUGCUCUGAGAGGUUUUUUUCCGGGUACUCUGGUUUUUCCCUCUCUUCAAAAACCAAUGCUUCCAAAUUCCAAUUUGAUCUGGAACGCACGAACACGUUUAAACGAGUUCUUAAGAGCUCUUAAGUGCCUUAUGGGUAAAUAUAUUGCAAUUUACACUUUUUGUUUGGGUCUUGCAGUUUCCCCCUACAUCAGAGGGGUACCAGGUGGUUCAAGAGAGGCUAAGCAUGACAGGAGCAGCCCUGAAUGCUGCAGCCAGUGACAUGGUGACAGCUUCACGAGGAACAUCCAAUCAACUGGCUGUUUCAACAAAGAAGUUUUCACUUUCUUAUCAAGAUCUCUUGAAUAGUGGACUGAAGUUAGCCGGCCAAGCAAAGGUAACAAUUUGAAGUUGAUUUAUCAUGGGAGUGUUAAGGUUUGGCGUGAUCAAUUUAGGUUUCUGGGAAACAGCCCACCUACCCCUCCCCUAAGCCAACAUUUUGCUUUGAGUGAGCUGUAGGUGAUAAUGUUGGCUUAGGGGAGGGGUAGGAGGGUAGUUUCCCAUAAACCUAAAUAGAUCUGGCCACGCCUUACAGAUCAGUGAGAUAUUAACCUGUAUUUUUUUGUUCUAUGUUGUUAGGAUGAGGCAGCAAAAGAUUCUCUUGUGCGGAACUUAAAAAACACAUCCACAGCAUCAAGUAAACUUCUUCUGGCUGCCAAGUCUUUAGUUUCCGAUCCAAAUGCACCAAAUGCAAAGAACUCUUUGGCUAAUGCUGCACGGUCAGUAGUUUUUCCCAACUUUAAGGAAUACCAGGGACGUCAUUGUACUAUCAUACUUAUAUGUUUCUCUUGUGGUCUCUGAAGUGUAAGAAAUUGUUCAGUCAUUGGUAGCAACGUUUCUUUGCCAACCAUAGCUUAUCCCUCAGCACAUUUCACGUUGUAUGUAAAGACCUGCAAAUACUUGUUCCUAGACCACUGAAAGCCUCCAAGUAAUCCGUUUAUGAACAGUGAAUAACAGCUGGUCCAUAUUUGUCUUACAGAGCUGUGACAGACAGUAUCAAUAUGCUGCUUAAUGCAUGUAUGUCAGCCGCACCUGGGCAGAAGGAAUGUGACAACGCUCUUAGAAAUAUACAGGUAAGGUUUGCCAUAGAUGAUCCUUUAGCCUUCUGUUGAUACUGCACUUUAAAACAAAAUCUUUUUUUUUGAGUAUGAUUUAAUCACUUUCUCUUUCAUCAUGUUUUUGCGUUUUUAUUGUUGUUUUUUUGUUACUGUGACAGACGUAAUCCAAACUCCCAGAAAUCAAGCAUUGUGGGGGCUGGCAUGUUUGCUCAGAAUCUGUUUGAAAAAAUCAUAAAAUGAAACUUUUGUAGCAAUACUAUUGUAUUUUACCAUUUGUAGUUGAGUAUUUUUCAACACAACAUUUUGGAGUUUGAGCUUCAUUAUACUUCACUACUCUCGGGACUGAAAUGGUUAAUCCUUUUUUUUUUGUAGGCUGUGAGUAACAUUCUAGACAAUCCAGUUGAACCUGUCAACAGCGAUACCUUUUUUGACUGCUUGGAUAAAGUCACCCACAGAUCUCAAGUAAGCAUGAAUCAGUUACGCUGUUACUCAGAUGUGCUCAAUUCAGUUUUCUUAAAGUUUUUCGUAGGCUGAGGGCUAGGGUGUGGGAUUUAUUGGGGAUCAACAUCGUCUCUUCAGAAAAGAUUAGCUGGUAUUUUCUUGGAUAGUAGGUGGCACAUUUUGCCGGCUUCCAGUUCUUGUAGGAAACCCAUUUAACUUGUGGAUAGGUUUGUACGUUCUUUGGGUUUUGUUACGUGAUGGGUAUAACAUUCAACUCUGUGAACACACCCUUCUCGUAGAUGGACACAGAAAUGGUUCCUGCCUUUCUGUAGGGCUGUUCUUCGACUCUCUAUGAGGCAAACCCCUGUCAGAGAUGGACACUGAGUAGCGGUCCCAGUGGUGUUCGUGUAAGAAAAAGUAAAGUGUAAUGAAAUAUUGGACCAGUGUCCACAAUGAAAGGCUCGCUUAACAAAGAAGGCUAAUUUAUUUCAAUUGACCUAGUGUACUGCUGUUGUCAACCAAACAAGGAGUCGCAGCUUCUGACCAAAGAUCACAAAACAUAGGUUUGUGAUUCCCAAGCCUGUAGUUGACAUGAUAUUAUAUCUCCUUAGGCGAAAUCUUAGUUCCAGACCCUGAUUAAAUUUGCUUUAUUGUAGGAUCUAACAGAGGCCAUGCCCAAGAUUUCUAACAGUAUCAAGUCUGGCGAUUUUGGCGAGUUUGACAAUGGAGUGAAAGAUGCUUCUGUAGCAGUCUGUGCAUUAACUGAGUCUGCUGCACAGGUGAGUUGUCACCGAUACCAAAACUCUGCUUUUCUAUGAAUUUCGUCCUAUUUUUUACUUUUCUUUCUCUGGCAACAAAAUAUUUUCAUUUUUGCACCAAUUUCAUCCCUCCGUUUCAGUGUACCUCACCGUAGGGGCAAAACGUGUCUUGAGAAAACAAAAGUCCUUCCUGGGUUGGUGAUAUUGCAAGUUUUAAUUGCACUGCAAACACAGGGACAGGAAUCCGCUAGUGUCUAUUUUGGAAUGUGGGGAGAACGUAAGAUUAUUAUCGUAUUUAGGCCAGAUGUUUCGGUGUAGGGGCGUGGAUAGUUUUAUAAAAUCCCUUCUUUCUGAAAUGGCCUUUCGUUUUUCAGGCAGCAUAUCUGGUAGCCGUUGCCGAUCCGUCAAGUGUUGCAGGUAGACCAGGUCUUAUAGAUCAGGCUCAGUUCAUAAACUCAAAAGACGAAAUCCUGGAUGCUUGCCAGAAUCUGCUAAACCCAGAAGCUAGUCAGCAACAGGUGAGCUUCACUGCAGCAGCCACAUUUAGGCGCGAUUCAUGAACUGCUGUUCACGAAGAAAUAACUAGAACUAUUAGAAGGGGUUAAAGAUAGGAUUGUUGGUACUAUACAUGAAAACACGCAUGGAGUAUCCACAAAAAAGCAGUGUCUAACAGAGUGGUGGCUCCUGAUAACAGCAGGUUAAACAACACAGCAAUACGCAUCAUCGAGUUAGAGUGUGUUUUUUGCUAAUGCGUCUACAGUAUACAUAUAAAACGAGUGAAGACAAAGUGCCUUUCGGACUUCCAAUAACCCCAUCUUAUGUUUAUUUAAGUGAAGAUGUAAAAACUUAUUCUCGAGUGCCGUUAAACAAAACCAAAAAGAAGGAUGAUGGAGGAUCAGCCGGUAUAAACGUUGAUAUGGUGCUGUCAAUUUUUCGGCUCAGCCCAUAUUGAAAUACUACAUAAUGUUGACACAAUUUUGAAUUAUGUCAAACUGACAGUAACCGCACCCCACAUCUAUGUAUGUGAAGUACUCUGAGCUUAUUCUCAACCAUUUUCCGGGAAGCAAACGAUUGACAUAAUAAAACAUCAUGGCCGAACGGCAUUGGAACUCCAUGACGAUAGAAAAACACAAUAAAUUUAUUUUAAUAUUAUGGAGCGUCAGCCUCUACACUAAAAUGUGGUAUUCUUAGUUUCUCAAUAUCCCCACCCUACAUCUUUGCCAGUAAACUACUCCAGACAUCGGAGUCCUGACGUUUCUUGCACAGACACAGGACACUUGAGUUAAAAAGCAAACAAGAAACAAUAAACUUCACUUUCUACGUGUGAGUACGUGAUGUAAUAGUGUACUACUGUUAGUUCGUAAGGUUUGCUGAGGUUUAUAUAUUACAACCUUGUAGCUCCCGUAUGAAUUGCCCCUUUCAUUCUUAGAGUCGAACAUGGAGACAAAAGUUAGAAAAAAGUGAUUUUUUUUAUGCUUUGAUGAGAACAAUGGAUCAAAAGCUCUUUUACAAGAUGAUUUUCCUAUUUUUCUUGGGUUGUUCAAUAUUGGUGUUAAACGUUUUUGGUUGUGGUUGGAUUAACCGUCAACUUGUGCUGAUAGAAUGGAAUCUUCCUUUUCUUGGUAGGUCCUAGGAGCAGCUACUGCUGUUGCUAAACACACAUCAGCUCUUUGCAACGCCUGUAAAGCAGCAUCCGCUAAAACAAGUAACCCUGCAGCAAAGAGACAGUUUGUACAAGCAGCCAAGGAUGUUGCUAAUAACACUGCUAGUUUAGUCAAAAACAUCAAGGUUUGUAUUUCAUCGAUUGGCUGGGCAUUUAAGAGACUGAUGUCUUUACUCUGGCCCCAGUCGCUCAAAAGGUGGAUAGCGCUAUCCACUGGAUAAAUCUAUAUGCAGUGGUAGCGGAAUUGGUUUCCCUGAUUCUUAUCCGCUGGAUACGGAUUUAGUCAGUGGAUAGCUCUAUCCAACGCGGGGCCUGAAUGCUAUUUUAACGUGAAUAAUUUGAAUGCUGUAUCCCUUGUCAGUAGCUACUUUUCGAUGUGACUGUUUCUAGUCGAGUGCGACUCGAGUACAACUUUGAAAUUUAAAUGAUUGGAACCGGUUUAUAACUUCCCAAGCUUUUACUGAAACUGAAACGUCUUAAUAGAGGGACUGGGGUGACAAGCGAUUAUCUUCAGUAAAAGUAACGAUCUUAGUCGGAAAAACUUGUGUUAAACGGUCAGCCUGUAUUAAGCAGUCAAUUAGCCAUUUCCUAACGGUGACAGCUAUGAAAUGCAGGUUUGACUGUCUUUUGAUUUCUUAUCAUUGCAGGUUCUGGCAGGUGACAUGACUGAGGCUAAUCGUGAGGCAUGUGCUGAGGCCACAAAGCCUCUUAUAAACAGCGUGGAGAGUCUAACAGCUUAUGCGCUGUCACCAGAGUUUGCUCCUCUCCCGGCUAAAAUAAGCGAAGAGGUUGGUGCUGGUAUCUGUUCAAUACCGGUGAAAGCACUGUGAAGCCACCGUAAAGUAAUGCGCAAUUUGAAUAGGCUUAAAACCGUGAAGUCUUGUUUUUGUACUUUAUGCAUUUGGCAAACACAUUACAAAAGAACUGUCAAGCAUUAAAAAGUCACAUUUUGUGGAAAAAGCAGCUGAUUUUAAUGUACAUUUUCGCCCGGUUAUUGGACGGAUUUGUGCAUGGUAAUGUGAGUAAUGCUUGAAGAGCGGCCAUUACAACUCUAUCCCCGAGAAAAGCAGCUGGUAAAGCAGUUUCACAAUUCGUGGAUUUUACAUCUUCGUUUUAGAUCCCAAACGUCAUUUACACAGGCCUCGUACAGAGUCUUGGAUUCUUGAAAAAGUCUUAAAAUUUGCAAGCCAGUUUUCCAGCCUGGUAAAAGUCUGGAAAAUGAAGAUAAACUCUGGUAAAUGGUUAACAGUUUGGAGUGUUUGUUUUCUUUCUCAAAACUGCAUUGCAAUUUGUUACUUUACAUUUGCAUGUCAUCAUGGGAAAACCUUGAUUCUUUUGUUUUUCCUUUUUUCUUUCUACCACUUUAUUGGUAACGCCCUGUCUGGAAAAGAAAGUACUGUGUUAGAAAAAGGCCGGUGAAAGUCUUAAGUUUUGAAUCUUAAAAUCUUUACGAACCCUGUUUACAGUCCUGUAGCAAACAGUUAUUUUACUUUAUACAGGCUCGUUCAGCUCAAGUCCCUCUGAUUAUGGCAGGCAAGUCCAUGGCUACUUCCAGUACAAACUACUUCAAUGUCGCAAAAGCACUUGCUGUCAAUUCUAAAGAUCAGUCUGGUUGGCAGCAACUUGCUCAACAGGCCAAGGCUGUGUCAGAUGCCAUGAGAAGGCUUAUUACUGCUAUUAAGUAAGUGGUCCCGUAGCAAGUAAGACAGACCUUUAGAUUCUAAGACGAGGACGACUACGAGUUCGAGAUUUUGGAGGGUUUAGAGCUUUAAAUGAAAGGAAUUUAGAAAGAAAUUGUUUGUUUUGUUGAUCUCUCUUUGGUCAAGUGAAAUUAGUUUUUAAAGACCAUUCUUAUGACGAGAGGGACUGCGAGUUAAAAUGUUAUGUCUAUUUUUGCAGAGACAAUGCCCCAGGUCAACGAGAAUGCGAUGAAGCCCUUCAACAAAUAAGCCAGACAAUAAAUCAGUUGGAUCAAGCAUCACUAGCUGCCAUCAGUCAACAGCUAGAACCAAGACCUGAAAAUUCACUACAGGUGAUAUUUCUUGAAAGUCUGCCUUGACAUUGAGGUUGAUUUGGCUUUACUGCUGAUUUGUGGAAUUAGCGAAAAAGCAUGUAAUUGUUUGUGUGCAAAACCAAGCAAAACGCCCAUCAGAUUACUAGCCUACAGAAUAGCUAUUUUUUUCGCGUUUUUCAGGCGUGCAAAACACGAAGAGGGCAUCCUUUGCCCUGUCGCGCGUGUCUCACGCGUGUCUCGGGCUCCCCACUCGCAGCAUGAAAUGCUUCCCUUCGCUGGCCUAAAAAACGUGAAAAAAUGACACCAGUUUUGCAGUCUAUCAUAUUACAGAUUACUGAUUCAAAUCCCUUUGUUCGUUGGUUAAAAAAAAGGAAACAAAUCGCUUGUUCAGGCAAAAAGGAAGCUGCUUACCCUUCAGAAUGACGUUUAACAUGUGUGAUGCCCAACAGGAAUACACGUUCGUUUUUGACGGAAAAGAGCGACGAAGCUUUGGGAGGGAAAGUUUAACUUUGUGGAUGUGUUUUGUCAUCAGGGAUUCCAAGAGCAAAUGAUGCAGAAUCUGAGUCAAAUGACAGAUGUUAUCGAUCCGUUAGCUACAGCAGCUAAAUCUGAACCAGAGAACAUUGGUCACAGGGUAUGUAAAUUAAACGAAAGUUAUUUUACAGAAUAAAUGUGCAAUGUUAUGCGAUUUAUAGGUAUGAGAAUGUUUUUUUUAAGAGCCUGGCAAAACAAAGAAACACAAUUGAGUCGAACCUAUGAAUGAAGAUCUUAAAUGGGUUAGUCAUCGGCCUACUCUGUAGGCGUGUCUCUAAAACAAAGGACCUAAACACCUAGAAAACGGUAAGAGCUGAGACAACGGAUUAUAAAAACUCGGACCUCAAUAUACUUGUGUUGUUGUAAUGAGAUGCUGUUUCGACGCCCUUUUGUCAAGGUCUUAGGUCUAAGCUUUCAAUACCUUACUCUGUGCCGCGCAAUUCCUCGAACAUUCUUUUCUAGUUGUUUUACUGGAACUUCAUAUAUAACUCUUUUUGGCGUAUUCCUUUAAGCUAAUCAUAUGAUCAAGCGACCGCGGAAGGAUUAGCUCAGUCGGUAGAGCGCUUGACUGUAGAGCGAGAUGUUGCGGGUUCGAUUCCCGGGGCCGGACCAAUACACGGGGUCUUAAAGUAACGAACGCUAGACCUUUGCGAGGCUCGGAUACCACGUAAAAUGGCAGUCUCCUCUCCAUUAGGAAACAUGAAAACAGCGUCCCCUGUUAAGGUUGAUUUCCACUGACGCGUUUUUGACUACGUACAUAAAUUUUAACCAUGGGUAAAUAAAAUAGAGGUAAGGUAAAAAGUGCUGAACGUAAACGAGAAGUUGAGCGAGUUUCGACUUUUAUGCUUACGAGUAACCUUUCAUGCAUUACCUCUAUUUAUUUGCGAACGUAAAUUUUACGCACUUACGUACGCAAAAAUCACGCGACAGUGGAAAUCAAGCCUUAGUGAAUACAUUGACACUCAAAUAAAGUGCGUUUCUUUUCUAUCUUUCGAUAUAUUACAGGUUGCACAGGUGUCGAGUUUCUUAGCUCCGUUAGCUGAUCUAGCAGUGGGUGCCGCAUCGCGCAUGGCAGAUGUUCAGCGUAAGGUGGACUUGUUAGAUCAGGCCAAGACUGUCGCUGAGUCAGCUGCUCAGCUCAUGUACGCUACUAAAGAAGGUGGUGGAAACCCUAAGGUGAAUUGAAAACUCUUCAUUAUGUUUGCAAAUUGCUCCUAAAUUGCCAAUUCGGCAACAGAUAAUUCAUACCUGCAGAUAGCAAUGUGACACACCUAGCACCCGAACAGCCAGUAGUAGUCUUCCCCUCUUAAACCUUGACGUCCACGCCCUACCUAAGCAUUUCAUCAAAGAGGCUAUGUCACGCUAUUUGAUCUCUUUUUAAAAAUAAACAAGAACUUUUUUCUCCUCAAUUGAUCCAGUUUUGUUAUCCAAGAAUAUAUUUAGGCACUAAAACUCUUUCCUGUAGUCUAUUAGAAUAGUCAUCUAUUGGAACUUGAAAAGGGUUUGGCCAACUUUUUCACAAUUAAUGCUGUGUGGUCGAGACAGCAGCAAAAAUGUAGAAAUUUUCAAAAAUAAUGCGACUUUUUUUAAUUUUAACAAACAUGUUUCGACGGUACAUCCGUCAUCGUCAGUGUGACGGUUACAGUUUAAAGCGAUAAAACGUGCCUGUUACAAUUUAUACGUCACUUUGCUUUGGAAAACAAUACGCUAUGUAAUUGUUAAAGUUAACGGAGUUAAUGCGCGCACGCAUCUAUAGAGAAUGCUGUGUCUGCCAAAAGUCGCCAAAAAAAUUAUUGUGGUUAUUGCUCCCUGGUAAAAUUUUCUUGGUAUCUUCGUCAUAACUUUACAGGAACAUUUUGUUUAUGGUUAAAGGCAUCAAGUAAUGAUGUAAGCACAGAGUUGACCUGAAACAGCAAUAUCCCCUUGACAUGGCCCCUUUAAGAAUAGCCCCUCUAUAGCCAAGUAACUUUUAUUUGAGUGUAAAAGAAUGAAUGAGUGAGUUUAAAAAUAAACAAUGGUGCUGCGUCGGUUGGUGGGGUAAAACACAAGAAUUUGGUUUCAUCAGCUAAGUUGACAAAGUAAAUUUACCAAUGAUUCAUAAGCUGACUCUUCGAGUGCCAUCCCUUCGUCAGGCGAAUACGCUUCAUUUUGAAUACGAUUGUGUGAGCACACCAUAGUUAAUAGUUUCUGGGCAACUUUUGCAUAACAGCUCCAUCAAACGUCCAGUGUCAGUCCGAGGUUCUUAAGUGGUCAGUCUGUUUCUUUCCUACAAGUUCUUAACCAAAGCAAAUCUGGUAUUCUCUUCGUAAGUGCCAAAUAAGAUGUGCGGAGAACAUUGCAGGAAAUGUGCGCGUUGAUUUAAGGUUUCAAGGUUAAAUGAAAUAAUUUGAGUUAACAUUAAUCACCUUUAAUGAUGUUACAGAGUGUUCACAGUCAUCCGGAUAUUGAUGAGGCCGCCCAGGGAAUGAAAGAAGCUGUAAAGGAUCUUGGACAGACGUUGGAAGAGGCAGCCAGCGAAUCCGGCGUGGUUUCUGGUUUGAUUGACAGUAUUGGAAAAGCAGUGGCUGAGGUGGGUUAACUUAUGUAUCACGAGAUGAAGUUGACCGGACUGCUAGCAGUCCCUCGGGAUUAUCGCGUGUGCGAGCAUGUUACGAGCGAGCGAGGUAUACGCGCGAGUCCCUUUUUGACUGGUUUGCUCUCUCGAGUCCUACCAAGUUUCGACUGACAGACUGAAAAGGGACUCCUCGCAGUUAAGUGAUAACCCGAUAGUUAUUUAUGGGUUGUGAUUCAGAUCUAGACAAAGCUGUCUAAGUUAUAUUUUCAUUUCCAGGAUUAUGACUUCACUUUACUAGCAUUAUUAAUUGAAAGCGCAUGGAUGACUAAAGAAAGAAACCGUUAAACGGAACAGUUUGGACAGUCAAUUAAAACCUAACCUUCCCUGUUAACACUGUCAGUUUUCUCCUUUUGGCGUGUUUUGUCAGUGUUGAGAAGUGAUGAACAAUAUCCUCUCUCCCCAAUUAAGGGUUUUUUUCUCGCGUUAUGUCAUUGAAUCAUGUUGGACUACCUCGAAAUUACAUUAACCCUUUAAUCCCCAAUAUCCACAUACAAAUUCUCCAAACUGAUCUUUAUACAUUUUCUUAAAGGAUUAGUUGUGAGAAUUUGACAAAAGAUCAAAGCAUAUUCCCUUUGGUGAUCAUUUUAUUUAUCCUCAUAACCUUUACUCUUGAUGAUCUGCUGAUGUUGUUAGGAGAAAAUUGAUGUUGGUCACUCUUGGGACUUAAUGUGUUAAAACUUGCUUUCUCUUUAUCAUAGAAUAGGCAAGUGUCUGACCAGAAUCUUUCUGUGGGAUUUGUAAAAGGUCUUGCUUUGUUUGUAGAUCAGUCAGCCCCUGAGUGAUGACCGUGCGGAGAGUGCUGAUGUUAUUGAUGAACCGUUUGUGAAUUACCAAGAGAGAAUGACUCGGAGCAUGAAGGAACUGACCAGGAGGGGACACGAUAUGGUGAGAUUUCUCAGAUCAAAAUGAGAAAUAAUCUUAUCGUUUUAGUCUUUAGUCUGUAUUGCUGUCUACUUUUCAUUAUCUCACGAGAGAUGUUGUUUUUAAAAUUUGUUUUCUUGUUAUUUGUUAUAUUUGGUCCAACUGUGCAUAUUUCCAGCUUUAGAGCCUUCUACAGUUCAGUGGCAGAGAAUUGUAAACUGGCAAAUCAUUGACCGACGUGACACUUAUUUUGUUAUCAGAUAUCGCACAGUUUACACGAAAAAGAUUUAGCCGAAGUUUUCCCUCAGUUGUCCUUUUACGAAAGUUUGCUCGUUAUCAUGGCGCGACAUCGACGUCGAAACGUCGUCAUUUCUUCAUUUUGCUCAAAAAACUACAUUAAAAGUCGCUGGGCUGUAACCAGAAAUACGUUAUGGGUGAAGAAACCAAUAUGAAAAACCAGUAGGUUUAGCAGGCUAUGCCUUUAGCUCUUUAGGCUGGCUGAAUACAUUGUUGUAGGGAAAUAAAUAAUCCCUAGUAGGCUUUAAGAACUGUCAAGCACAAUCUACAGCGGAUGAUGUGGGGGAGCCGUGACAUAAGGCAACUGUGCCAACAUCAUGUUUACUGGGUUUGUGUUUUAGGUCGGUAAAUCAACAACUGAUCCAACCAAACUUGGUCCGCUGGGAAAAGACAUCAGUAAACUUUACAAUGAUAUUGCAAAGGACACUAAAGGUGCUGUCAAGACAGUUGGCAACCCAGAGGUAUGCGCUGUAUAGUAGCACUUAUUACAAACCCACAGGACGUAACUAGCAGUGAAUCAACGCGAAUCCGUUAACAAACGUAACGACAAUUGUGUUUAUUAUACGUUGUACUCACUAUCUUUCUUUUCAUUGGCUAAAAGCCUAUAGCUAAUUUCUGAAAUCAGCGCAACCUACAGAUUAGUUAGUUAUCGGCUAGCAGAUAACUGUGUAAUCUGUAGGUUGCGCGCGCAAUGCAUGAUUUCCAAUAACAAUAUCAAUUCAGGUUCCUUGCGACGGUGUGUUUGUCGUCAUUUUCUUCAAAGCAAUGUAUAAUAUAACAAUUAUAAGAUUCGGUUUUUGUAAUAUCCUAAAUAAUUACGGUCUUGGUAAGUGUUAUCAGCCUCGACCUUCGGCUCGGCUGAUAUAAACACUUUCCUCGACGUUGAUUAUUCCAGAUAUCACAAAACCUCAUCCAAUAACUGUUUAUCAUUAGUGUACCGUAGCUGUAAUGCUUAAAUGUGCAUGGCGGCGUUUACAAACAGACGGGCUUGUCCUAAGGUACCGCCUUGAGACCUGUAGAUGGACAAGGUGAACAUAUUAAAUACCUAUUUCCGAUAUCGUGCGUGGAAGAAGUUUUUUUUCCAUGAUUUGCGUGGGGUUUCUAAUAAUAAGCUACUCACGGGUUUUCCAUCUUCUCUGAAAUGAAUGGUGGGUAACGUGUUGGGGAAUUAUGUUGUUUCAGAUUGCGCAUCGUAUUCGCACUGGUGUACAAGGUUUGGGCGAGGCGUGCAUCAGCUUGAUUCAGAGUGGAGGAGCUGUGCAGAGCAGUCCCAAGGAUCCCUUCUCUAAACGAGAACUCGCUGAAAACUGCCGACAUAUGGCAGAAAAGGUAACUUGUGACAGUUGUUAAUGACAAAAAAAGGGUUCAGCGAAGAGUUUUACGGAGCAAACUUCUUCCUCAAUCGAGUGAACGAGCUUAUCGGUUACGUGAUCGCUCAUCGCGUGUCCAUUGUGAAGCUCCCUAUACAACAUGAGCAGACAACGUCGAAUUAUUUUGCUGUGCAAAACUCUUUACUUUGAAAAGAGAAGCGUACAUUGUUGCGUUCCUUGUUGUAGAGUUUUAUUUAAGACAAACCUCCGCGAAAGUGAAUGAUCGUGUUGACGGUUUUCGUCAUAUUGUGCUCGGAAAUAUGUAAGUAUCAUUUGGUUUUCUUGUUUCGAUUGACUGAAAGGCAAAAAGUGCAAGAGAGUCAGUUUCUCGUUGUGGCACAGAACCCAUGAAACUUGAUGGCGACACUUAAUCAAAACUCGCUCACUACAAGAGGUCACAAGAAUGUCACUCUGUUUUUGUACAACGCGAAAUAGAAAUGUCAGCACGAAUUUUAAAGGGGCUGUGUCACGGAGUGCAGUUCAUUUUGUUUAAUUUUGCCAAUUACUCGCCCUCAAUCGCUAUGGAACUUAAAGUAAGCAAUGAAAUUACACUUAAAUGACAAAAUCAGAGAUCCUAGACAAACAAAUAUGUCUCCUGAGCAUUAUUUUUGAAGUUGCAAGCAGCAGGGAUCAACUUUGAAAAACUGUUAGGCUGAACAGUUUUAUUGAAAUCCUAAUUUCAAUCCGUUUCAAUCUUCUUCAGUUUUGCCGAUCCGUGACAUCUGUUGUUUCUGUUAUGUUAUUUUAACCUUCCUUUAAAGUUUUAAGCGGUUAUUUUUAUGUAUCUCUUAAUGUAACAGGCAUUUUGUAAUUUCCUAAUUUGGCUGAAUUUCGUGACACAGCUCCUUUAAGAGGCAUAUUGAGUGCUGGUCACUUUGGUCAACAACUUCCAUGCAACUUCAGGUGACUUGUGAAGACGAGGGACCAUGGAUACAUCAAGUUAAUGGCUAUUUUAUUUCAUAUUUUAUCAUUUUGCUUCUCAGGUUUCUCAUCUCCUCGCGGCUCUCCAACAAGGCUCACGUGGAACCCAGGCUUGCAUCAACGCAGCGAGCGCGGUACAAGGAAUAGUAGGGGACCUGGACACUACUGUGAUGUUUGCGGCAACUGGUACGCUGCAUCCAGAGACAGAAGGCGACACAUUUGGAGAUCACAGGUUUGCUUCAGUUCCCAUUACCCUUAUUUGGGACCUUGACACGGAGCUUUAGCAUCUGCGGCGGCGACGGUAGCGAAAACGUCACGCAACAAAGGAAUACGCGCUGCUUCAAACUACUUCGCUCUUAUUCCAUCUCGUUCAAUUUGUCAUAUUUUGGCGAAUUUUUCUGGAGCAGAAUUCUAAACGUUUUUAUCUAAUUUCCGAAAAAGAAAACGUUAGUCGUUUUCGCGUGUUCACGUCCUAACAAAACGUGAAAUUAGAAAGUUGGUAGUCGUGCGACAACGGUAAAGAAACGUACAAAAAAGCGUGGUUCACGUGAAGAGUUGUUGUUUUGCCAAUCUAAACCUAUGGCUUUUUUGCCGUUGCCGAAGUCGCUGCUAAAGCUCCCUAUCCGACGACGGCUACCACAACGGGGAUAUAGAAACGAUAAGAUUAAUACCCAAAACAUUGUUUCUGCGCGUCCAGUACAGUUUUUGUGUACAUUUCUUUGCCCUCACUGCACGACCUCGAGGUGAAAAUGCCUAAUUUCACGUAUUAUGGAGGACGCAAACAAGCGACGACGAAAUAUAUUCAGUAAGCGAGCUGAAAUAAUCGUGAUGAAAAUUGAAAGAUUUUUAGCGACGGUUUCGCGGCCUUCACCGUCUUCGGAUCUUAAGGGCCCUAGAAAUGCAUUUUUGAACGUGGGUCAUGGUCCUCAGUGAUGGUUCGUGAUUCAACAUAGAAUGAUUUGAGUAUUUUUUUAUGUUACAGUGUCACCAAGUUACAAACGCUGACCCAAACUUACCUCCUGUCUCAAUUUCGUUGUUAGUAAAGCACUGUGAAGCACAUUUGGUGAAAAACCAUUACCUUCGUUUAUUCAUGGUUAUGGUUAACGUAACUGCUUAAUAUUUCCGUGAGCAUAGCUGAGAGUUUCUUGUAAAAACAGUUAUGUAUAGACGGUUCAUCGUAUACUGUAGUUUUCCAUAAAAUAGCAUAAAAUAGAUUCAUUGCGUUAACCCGGUUAUAUGAUUCUUCUCUUUAUUCAUAGUCCCCGCGGGGGAUGCUGCUGGGUAGCUUGGACUUCGGGCACGAGACUCCGUUAAGCAGGAACGCCUGACAAAGCCCUUGGCCUGCUACACCGGUUAUUUUUUUACAUGCCACGUGAGGUUCUCCCCACGUGCGUCCUCGAAUAUUUUGUAUUCGUUCUAACUAAACCGGAGCCUGCUACGCCGGUUACUCGUCUGCGUGGGAGGCUACCAGUGAUGCAGCGCGAUUUUGCUUUCGAAAACUGAUUCGAACGCUCGCAUUUAAAAAAAUAAUUUUAAAAAUCGACAUUGCGUAAGAUAGCCAGUUCAAAAAGCUUUAAUUUGAUAUAGUUGGGUAGGCUUUGAGGUAUUGCGGGCAGUUUAACCGGAACGGGCUACAAGACACCCCUGAAAUCCGGUAACCUUAAAACUGCAUUCCAUCCCACUGACUAAAGCAAAAACUAACAAAACUGCAACAAACAAUAUUUUACUUAUCUGGCAUUAUUUGUGAUCCCUGUAGAGAGGCUAUCCUUCGAACAGCUAAGACUCUGGUAGAAGACACCAAGAACCUUGUCUCAGCAGCACAGGCAUCCCAAGAUGUGCUGGCUUCGGCUGCCCAGUCUGCAGUUGGUUCAGUUUCUAAUUUAGCUGACAAUGUCAAGUUAGGAGCCAUUGCUCUUGGGUCCGAUGAUAGUGAUGCUCAGGUAUAAAUCUCAUUGUCAGUGUCAAAAUACUCUAGUACAUAGGUUUGUUUAUGUAACAAUUUGGCCAGAGUUGUUCAAAAGGUGGAUAGGGGUUGAUUUCCACUGUCGCGUAAUUUUUCCGUGCGACCGCACGUAAAAUGUACGUGUGUCAGUGAAGUAGAGGCAAUGUAUGGAAGGCUACGCGUAAACGUAAAAGUUGAGCGAGGUUCAACUUUUACGUUUACGCGUGACCUACCAUACUUUGCGUUUAUUUUUGUACUCGUGUAAAAUUUACGUGCAUUCGCACGGAAAAAUUUCGCGAUAGUGAAAAUCCACCUUAACGCUAUUCACUUAAUAAAUCUCUAUCCAGUGGAUAGUGCAACUGGUUUACCCAACACUUAUGCUGGUUAGCGAUUUAUCCGGUGGAUAGCGCUAUCCAGCGUUUGAAGAAGCAGGCCUGUUGUGGAAUUCCUUUCUGCGUUGAAAACAGUAGUAGUAUUGUUAGUGUUACGGACAGAUGGAAUCACCUGUUGACGUGUAACAAACGUUUGAAAACACAACAAUGCCCACACUACAAAACAAAAGCGAACCAGUAAUAGUUUUCGCAACUCCAAGAAAUUCCCGAAAACACUGCUGAAUGCUUAUACCUGGCCUGUAAAGUGCCGAAUUGAGUAGGCCCCCACAAUUCCUUCACUAAUUUGUUUGUUUGUUUUUUCUUUUCUUUUCUUUUUCUUUUUCAUUUUUUUUUUACCAGCAAAUGUUAUUGAACGCUGCUAAAGACGUAGCAUCUGCCUUAGGUGCGUUGAUUAACGCCACCAAGAAUGCUUCUGGUAAGCCCACCAAUGAUCCAGCCACAGAGGUGCUCAAGACAACUGGAAAGGUGAAAGAUAAUUUAUCUUGUUAUCGAUAGUUACGAUGCGUUUUGUGAUCUGUUAGUCAUGUGGUGUUGUCAUGCCCUGUUAUGAUAUGUCAUGUCAUGUUUCUGUAUGCCAUGGGUUUAUUUUUCAGACUAUGGUCGCAAGCGUGUCUUCCCUUCUCAAAACUGUGAAAAGCGUGGAGGAUAAAGCCCUACGUGGCACCAGGGCGUUAGAGUCUACUAUAGAUGCCGUCAAACAGGCUGUUCUUGUAAGUUGGAUAGUUUGAACAACGUAUAAUUUUUUGCUUGUUUCAGUUUUGUAAGGUUAGUGGCAGUAGAAUGGGCGUUUUGUAAUAGUUGGUCACGCGAUCAGCCACCUGUAAACACGACAACAAUUCGCUUUUAAAAAAUGAUAUAAGCAGGAACUGAAAGAACUGUAAAUUUUCAGCUGUAUAUAAAAAUGAGCGAUGACUACGGCCGCCAAAAAUUAGAAGAAUUUGUUUGGGUAAAAUAACUCUCGUCGCGACUGAGUAGUUUUCCAAACAAUGCCUUGUAAAUUUUAAAAUAUUGAAACUGUCGUAAAAUCUUUCCCUUACGCAGUUCAGGGCUCAAAUUGUCUGUUUUGAACAAAAGAAAAUUUGAACCCCGUAAUACCUAGGAGAAAUAUUUUACGACAGUUUGAAAAUUUCAAAAUUUACAAGGAUUUGUAUGGAAAACCUCUUAGCUGUGACUGGGUGGUAAAAGUUUUUUUUCCCCAGGCAAAUCCGUCUAAUUUUUGGCUGCCGUUGCAAUCGCUACGGAACAGAAUCAAUAGUUUCGCGUUCCAAAACUGGUUUAAGAAAUGAAGUUAAGCCUUUUCUCCUGGCUCCGUUUUUAGGUUGUCCAAAAUCCCUCCAUGCCUGUUCGUGAUGCCACACCUGAAGAGCUUAUAAGAAGCACCAAAGAUGUAACCUUGGCAACGGCUAAAGCAGUAGCUGCUGGGAAUUCUUGUCAACAAGACGACAUCAUUACAGCUGCAAACAUGGGCCGCAAAGCAGUUACUGAGAUGCUGAUCAUCUGCAAGGUAAUUCAAAACUACAAUGUAAUAAAGUUUUUUUGGAUUGUAACGUGGCUUAAAACUACAUUCAUGGACAAAAGUCUUGGGACACUUGUAUUUCUGGGGCGUUUUCCAAUUCACACAGGUCCAUCCCCUCCCCUCACCCCACAAACAAUGUUAGACGCGUAUAUUUAUAAUUUUUUCCGAGUUUCAACUUUGUAUAGGGUGGGGAGAGGCAGAACUGCAAGAAAUUUUCGAAAAGGCUGCACUGUUUUAAGAGGGAACCGAGAAAUGACCGAAAAAUAUGAAUAUUGCAGUAGUACUGUCCCAAGGACUUUUGUCCAGGAUUGUAGUGUUCACAAGUAACCAUGGUUUUGCAUGUGACUACCUUGUUGUAUGCGCAUGGUGUUACCCGACAUAAAUGUCGUGUUGUAAUAAAUGCGGCAUUGUUGCGUAACGUGAAGGUUACGAGAUUGACCGAUAUCAUUUUGAUUGUUUGUUUAUUAGGCUGCCGCCCACAAGGCAGACAAUAAUGAAGCUAGGACCCAGGCCCUUAGGAGUGGAAUGGAGUGUGGCGCUGCGUUUGGAGAAAUGUUGGAUCUUGUUCAUAAUGUAAGGCUUGUAGAUUCUUGGCUACAAAAAGACGGUAUUAGGAAAAAAAGGUGUUAACGGGUAUCUUAGAAACCAUCACCUUGACGUCCUUGUGCCUCCUAAAAAAUGUUGUAAUAUGUUUUUGUUUUACUUGACGAGUUGAUCUUGAUUUGUUGGGUUCAUCAACAGAUUGUACAGAAACCGACCCAGGAAAAGAAACUAAAGCUAACACCGCAAUCCAAGCUUGUGGCUGACCAUGUUGCUAAACUCGUGCAUUCUGCUGAGGCCUUAAAAGGUACAAAACCAUUCUAGUAGCCUUGAUAAUGGAUGUCAGAGAAAAACUGACAUAAUCUUUCACAUUUAAAAUGUCGUUGCAAUGUCAGAGGAUACAUAAUUCAUGCAAUAAUAAGUUUGUAAGAGAAAAAAACGAGGUUCGGGACCUUCUCAGUGUUAAGCUAUAACUUCGAAUGACGUCGGCCGUGAUUCUCGUCUCUACCUGAGCAAACCCCCCGCAACCCACACCCCACCCCCCACCCCUCGCUAGACUGCGCAAUCUUUUCGUCUUGUGACAACAGUCUUAACUAUAAUACACGAUCCUCAGUUGAGAAUGUAUUGGAAGUACCCAAAUUCCGCUCAAUCUCUGGUCUUCAAACUUUUCAUGUAAGUGGAACUCAUCUUUCGAACAGUUCAUGUGACAAUGCUCUAUUAUAAUUGCACAUAAGAGAAAUUUUAGUAAACUCUUAGCGAACACCAUAUUAGACAGUAUGUCAAAGCCCAUGCCACUGUAUAUUUUAAGUAUUUCAGUAUUUUUUUAUGGGGUUUUCUUUUUGGGCCAUGGUGUAAACUACUGUUUUAACACUAAUUUGUAUUCACCCGAUGAAGGUUCAUUAGUUUAUCUCUCCUCUACCGCCCUUUUACUUCUUCAUUGUUAUUUCUUUCCCCAAGUUAUCCUUGCCUCCUUAAAUGCUCAUCACAGUAUGAUGUACUUGCUUUCAGGUGCCGACUGGGUCAAUCCUGAAGAUCCUAAUGUUAUUGCUGAGAAUGAACUUCUUGGUGCAGCUGCUGCCAUUGAGGCAGCUGCCAGAAAACUGGCCGAGCUAAAACCAAAACCCAGACCCAAGGUACAACAGUCUCUCCUUAUUUUCUUUUACAAUGUUAAGGACCCUUCCUCUUUCUUUGAAUGCUCACAAUAUUGGUUUGGUUAGGUAUGUCACUGUUUAAAAGUUCUAAUAGUCUAUUUAUCAAAGCAAGUGUUCUGUUCCCAGAAUUUAAAUUCUUUAAAGAGAAUUUUUUUGGAAUGCAUUACUAAGUGAAUUCAAUUAAAUUUAUCACUGAUUGGAAUACGCAGCAAAUUUAGUUGGCUUGUCAUUACUGAAGCCCUUUAACUAGCUGUGUUGUCGAAUUGAAACCAAACAAAGCCUAAUGCCUUUAUAGUAAGCCUAAUAUCUUUAUAUUGUCCUCACAAUGAUUAGUUAAACUUGCUUAUUUUGUUUUCAUUUUAUCUUGGUAAGGAGGCAGACGAGUCUCUCAACUUCGAAGAGCAGAUUUUAGAAGCCGCCAAAGCUAUCACGGCCGCAACUGUGGCACUAGUCAAGUCUGCAUCAGUCGCACAAAAGGAAUUAGUGGCAACUGGAAGAGUAAGUUACUUUUAUACCCAAAAUCCUCUAUAAAGCCCUCUCCAGUGACCUAUUAGCCUGCGAAGGCAGACGUAUUUCCGGUCAUCGCUUCGUCGAGUGAAGCGACGACCGGAAAUACGUCUGCGUUCGCAGGCUAGGUACCUAUUUAUUUUAAGCACGUUUAGGGCGGGGGGAUUAUUUAAGAGAUCGGGCUUAUUUGGUUUAGCGAAGGUGAUGGUAUCAGUUUUCCAUAAAAAAAACUAAAACUCAAAUUUGAAAAGCUCAAGUACAUGAAGUUGAAGCUUAUCUAGUCGAAAAUCAAAAACAAAUCCGGACUUCUAGCGUGUCAUUAAACCAUACCGGAUCAGUCCACGUGAAGUGUUACAUUUGCGGUUAAAUAAUACAGCUAUCCUUGAUUUAUUUCGUCGUGAAGAGUGAUAUGUGGGAAGGGGGACGGGAUAUGAUAGAGAAUUCACGGUACUUAAAAUUUCCUUGCGGCUACCUUGCAGUUGAUGAUUUCUUUUCAUGAUGUUAUAUUUAACAAUUAUUCUUUAAAAUCAAGGUGAAUAGUGGCAAAAUAUUCGCGGCUCGGUAAAUAUUCUUAAAGCCACUAUUCACCGAGAUUGAAAAGAAUAAUUGUUUUAGUAUAUACACACGAAGUGAUCUCAACAAAAUCAGAGAGGAAACCAUUUAAAAGUACAAUUUGAUUGACAGAUCAAAUCACGCGUAAGGUUAAGAAUAGAUCUUUGCAGAAUUUUCAAACAUGGCAAUUCACAAGUUUAUCAUUUCGCAAACAACAGCUUAAUGGCUUAAAUGGAAACGCUAAAAGUUUGAACUGUUUCCUUACCUGAGAAGAAAAGUAGAGCUUUGUUGUUUUCUGUUGACACGCCAAGUUUAUAACCAAAAGGGUUUGUUGUGUCGUUCUUCGCGUGAAGUGCUGACAAAAAUGGUGGCUCGGUUGCUCGAGGUAAGACGUCGUCUUCCUGUAUCAUUCUUUUUCCUGUUUACUUGAAACGUAGAAUUUCUGCAAACGUUUCCUUUUAAAUUUGUUUGUCAUAAAUGAACUUCGAUUUUUGAGCCCAAAUUUUCUUGUUAGAAAACGCUGAGUUCACGAAACGGCUUCUUAUACGCGAAUGCACGGGAGUUGUAAACAAUCCAUCGAGCACAAAACUCAGCUCCAGUAAAUUGAAAAACGCCGUACAAUAUCGCGUAUUGAAUCCUUCCAAGACUGUACUUGCCUUAAAAAAAGUCAGCCCUAGGAUUUUGUCCACUUUUAAAAGAUCGUUCUCUAAAAAAAUGUGAAAAACACCGAGCUCACACAUUAUCCACUCGCUAGGAGGUGAAUAUUGUUGAAUAGUCCGAGAUAGCGAACCAAUCAGAUUGCUUAAAUCACCAAGAUCACUGAGUGUGUAUAUACUAAUAACAUUUAUCAUGAUAAAUAGUAUAAAUUAUGCCUUGGCAAUGUGGUAACUUAGUCUAUAGUUAAUUAAAAUCCCUGAACUUUUGAUCACUGUAUUUUAGGUGUGUUCUGCGUCCACUGACCCCAAUGAAGAUGGGCAGUGGUCUCAAGGACUGGUCUCUGCGGUAAGUGACAACUACCGUCUGCCUUUUGUUUGGCUUUACACACAACGAGGACGAAUUAGAACUUGUUCAAGUACAGUCCUCGAUCAUUCAUCUCCCGAAAAAUUCGCCUACAUUUUACAAAUCGAGCGAGACUAAAUAAACGCGUUAGAGUAGCAUUAAGCUCUGUAAUAUCUCACAGCAAUAAAGUAUGAAUUGAGAAAGGUCUUUAAACCUAAGUCGCAGAUACAAAUAAUGCACAUUUUUUAUACAUACUGUACAGAGGAAUACUCACCUAAACGCUCUGUCUUAAAUUUGCAUAUCACAUUAAAUAGUGCUUUGUACGGUAUCAACGCACUCGUUGUUUUUGUAUCAGAAAUCUCACUCGUUUACUGCGCCCUCAAGAGGAUAGAGUUGCUCUCGGCUGCGCUUCGAGCACCUCUUACGUCUCUUUCGUGCUCUCCAAACUUCCCGCGUGCUCAAUAUCUCGACAUUGCACGCUGACGCAUUAAGUAGUUGUUAGAUGUAUUUGUUGUCAUAUGAUUUUGUAAAGCACCAGAGUUUGCAGUUAGGGUAGAGAAGGCAAGUUGUUUCCAGUGUUAACCGAAACAUGGUCACGUGUGUUGUAUUGCAGGCGCGGAUGGUAGCAGCAGCCACCACGACAUUGUGUGACGCUGCAAAUGCUGCUGUCCAAGGCAACGCAAGUGAAGAGAGGUUGAUCGCUGGUGCUAAACAAGUAUCUAAUUCUACCGCGCAAUUGCUGCUGGCUUGUAGAGUGAAGGCCGAUUCCAACAGUGAGGCACAGAGGAGACUUCAGGUAUGCACUAUAAGCUAUUUUCGGUUAAUUGCUCCAAGACUCUUAAAAGUGAUAGACAAGAGCGUUCGAAGUACCGUAAAAUUCCGAAAAUAAGUCCCUCCAUGUAUAAGCUCCUCCAAAUAUAAGCCCCCCGAACUCGUAACGCAAAAAACCCUCCGUUAAAUCCCCCCUCCAAAUAUAAACCCCCUUGGGGCUUGUACCUGGAAAUUGCCUUCAAGUACAAAGUAAAACAAAGCAAAAACGGUAAAUUUACUUCCAACUAUAAGGCUAGCCCAAUCGAUUUUGAAACGCAAAUUACCCUCCGUAGGUAAGCCCCUCCAAAUAUAAGCCCCUCUAAAAGGGCCUUUGAAAAAUAAAAGCCCCGGGGCUUAUUUUCGGAAUUUUACGGUGGGCCCCUUUUUACUACUCUUAAGGACGGUGUCUAGCGCAUUUGCCCUCAGUUUAGAUUUCGCUUGUUUGAUGCUAAGGACGCUUUGCAUUUGUCAGAACUGGCCGACCGGAGCAUUACCGGACCAGUCAGUUAGCGAAUGAAAUCAGCUUUUUCCAAGGGUUUUUGCUGAAAAACCAUCUCCUUCGUGCAUACUAUUUAGUAUUUGACUGAUCUAGCUGGAUAGUUUUGAUUAGAAGUGAAAUUCUCGUUAUGACGGGAAUGGUCUGGCCGGUCAGUUCUGACAAAUACAAAAAGCGCCUUAAGUGUUCAUUUACCUCAUUUGGCCAAUUGGACCACAAAAGACGUAAAAAGGUGUCUCAUGAACUUGCGGAGGGUUGAGAGUUUAGAGAUUGUUUGAAUAGGCGAUAUACAUGACAACUCUGUCAGAACCCACAGGCGCAGAUCCACACCGGCUUCCAGCGUUUUACGGAAAUCGGUCAGAUUUUUCAUGAUAAAUAUAUUUUCAACAAAAAUUAAAUAAAACACUUUCCAAAUUCAACUCUGGCCAAUAUCCCGUCCAAAUGACUCGGAAACCGAUGCAGGAAAGAGGACUUAAAGGAGUUAAAAAUCCAAAAACUCCCCCGGGGGAGCCUGCCACUGGACCCCCUAGAAGCUUGCGCCUUCGGCGCUCGUUUAGGAAAUCACUCAGUAUUUAUCCUAGAUCCGCGCCUGACCCACCUCUCACAAUACACACGCAAUCAACGGAACUGUAGAAAUUUUGAGAACAUAUAUAAAUUUAACGAGCUGCGAAAUCUAGUCAAAUUAAUUCGCGGUCAUGGAAUCGAGUAGAGCUUGGCAUAUUUCAGGUUUAGCUUUAGUCGGCACAAUUUCAGAGAAGCUAGUAACCGUCUUUUGCCGAGAAAGGUUGUUUUUGAUGACUAUCUUGUUUGUCUGCAGACCGCUGGCAACGCUGUGAAAAGAGCGGCAGAUAAUUUGGUUACCGCAGCGAAAAACGCCGCCAUUUUUGAAGAACAAGAGACCACAGUCAUCAUUAAUCAGCGUUUUGUUGGGGCAAUGGCACAAGAGCUGGAGGCUCAAGAAAAAAUCCUGCGUAUCGAGAAAGAGCUGGCGGCUGCAAGGAGUAAACUGAGUCAAAUAAGACAGGCCAAAUACAGGGCUGAAGAAGACGAUUAAUGCAAACAUGUCUGAAGUAGAAUGUAGUCGGAGACUACGUCGAAGCAGUUAUUGAAGUUCCAGGAAAGUGUGCAGUCGCUAGCCGGCAGCUUGAAUUUAGGCAAUAAUUGUUACCAAAGAGGAUGUCAACAAAUAGCUAAAAUUUAUAAAGAAUAAGGAGCAACUAAGAAGGCCCAAAUCAGCCUUUCUUGAGUUGUUUGGUUUCUGUGUAUAGUAAGGGUCUCUGUUUCCUUUCAUGUUUUCUAUAAAAAGGCAAUCAAUAUUGGUUCGUUUUGUUAAGUUCAAUGCCAAGGUCUCGUAUUAUUAAAAUGCAGUUGACAAGAAGUUGAAAAAACGAUGAAUUUAGCAGCAUAUUUAGCUGAGUGCCAGCCCGUGGUUUGAGCCCUAAAUUUAGUUACUUGGUAAUAUUUUAUUUUCAAUUAGCAAAAAUUGAGUGUUCAUUCUUCGAACGACUGUUAAGUUUGGGUCACUAAUUGCGGAGAAAGCAUACUAAAAAGACCACAACCCAUCUAAAUUUUUACUAGGAAAGACAUUAGAUAAUGAACUACACGCGAACACUGUGGAUAAUAGUACUUAGUAAACAAAGUAUUUUAUACAAAACAAUGCUACUUAAAUGAAAAUCUGAACAUUACCAACAUAUUGGACGGGCAUGUACGCUUACAGAGAGUUUUAAGUGAUACAGAGCUGAAGAGAAUAAAAACAAUUUUUAGUAAAAGAAUUAAAGUUUUUUUCUGAAG